AUGCUGGAGACCUACAGUUCAUCUAAGCAACCACCUCCCUUGGCAAGUGUAAGGAAGGACUAGGCUGGGUCCUGCCUAAUUUAUCCCCACUGGUUUGCUCCAGUACUUUCUUUUGUUACUAAGGGUAUAUAUAAUCCUAUGCCUGCUUGCUGGGCGGUUCCAAAUAAAUCCCACUGAAACUUCCCAGGCUUUGGGUCGUUAAGGGUGAAGCGGCAAGCGUACUUACGUCUGAGCGAAAACUGGUAGGAUAGAGAGAGAGAGAGAGAGAGAGAGAGAGUACGUAAUAAAGGCAGACAGUUUAUUCGUUACACUAAAAAAAAAUAUUAUGAAAGAAAAUCGGCAAGGACGUUCCCACGCGCGUCGGAAACAAAUCGGUAGUCCCUGCUGGUGGUGAAACACGCAAACACACACCAUCGGUCCCCCGCAUGCAACAUAUCAGUUCCUUCGGCACCUCUAGAACCAUUAUCGCGAUUUGCAAGGACUGGAAUUGGGGAAACGGCAGGACCCGCCUCGAACUGUCACGUUGCAUUAAUCGCUGGCUGGCGACCGGGGGGCAGAUGCAAGGCUAAUAAUUGCUGUUAAUUUAAGAUGCAAGGCUAAUAAUUGUUAAUUCAAGAUGCAAGGCUAAUAAUUGCUGUUAAUUUAAGAUGCAAGACUAAUUGCUGUUAAUUAAGAUUGGGGAGCAACUUGAGGGGGUCCCCCGAUCGGCGAAUAUUCGGACUCCCAGACAGACACGCCCCGACACCCCCCCCCCCAGUAUCUCCCCUUCGCCAGCGCUCUGAGCCGAUGUUCUCGGCGUUCAGCUUGUGCCCCCUGCUCCCUCUCCUCCUGAGACCGCCAUCGAUACGCCCGGCGUUCGGAUCGUCCCUACUUCUAUCCAGGCGUCUCCGUGCUCGGCCUGCUUCCCUCCUCGCCGCCGCCUCCCCCAGCGACGACCCUUCUCCCCCCCACCCCCGCCCAUCAGUUCCCGUAUCGACUCGCUCGGCUCUCUACCCACUCCCCCUUGCCUAGCCUCUAAAGCCUUCGCUCGAUGCGCUCGACGCGCUCCCUCUCCCACCACCCCCUGACGGAAUGAUGAUGCCCUGGGCGCUUUCUUUGACCACCACUCGAGCCUCUCGACGCUCAUCUCCCCGCGCCUGUCGCCUAGCAGAGGGACCGGAAGUGGCUCGGGGAGGGGAGGGGGGCUCGGUCCCUCCUCAGGUGAAGGCGCUGUGGAUGGAGCCGCCGUCGCGGAGCCAUUGAGCCCCCCUCCAGCGCCCCCCACCCCCCUCCCAGCGGCUGGGCCGGGGGGGCCCUCCCCACGGCGAGGCGGCUGGGUCUGGAGCCCCCCCGAGUCAGGUGAGGAAAGAGAGGGGCGGGAGGGCGGGCGGACGGACGGGGGCCGGGAGGGAACAACGAGCAAAGCGGGGCUGAGGCGGGAGGUGUCUCUGGAAGUGGGGAGUCGGAUAGCGGAGGGUGAGGCAAGGCGAGGGAGAAGGAGUUGGGGUGAAGGCGCCGAGGGCUCCGAGGGGAGCGAGGAGAUUCCUCUGUGGGCAGAGGGGGAAAGUGUGCGGCGCUCUGUCAGGAGCAGCUCUGUGCGAGAAGAGGUGGUAACUAAGGAACAGCUGGCUGCAGGGAGAGAGGCGCAAACUUGGGCUGCGCCUUUGCAGGAGCUAAUAAUAGAGGCUUUUCAAGAAGGGCCCGGCGAGGAAGUCGAGCCCCUGGGCUAGGAGCACUUAGAAGUUCAGCUUCGUCCUGAGUGGCGGGGACUGACUGGAGGCGGUUGUUUCGGGAUGGUGUCUGCCAUACGGGUUGGAGAAGAAGUGGGACGCAAGGAAGGAGAGGUACCUGUCACUUCAGGGCAGUGUUACUCUGAACAUGCUGGAAACAGCAACGAAAUGCAGGCUCUUGUCUUGUGCCAGGCUAUGGAUUUGAAUCCCAUCAUUCAGGUUUUGAAUAGGUUUGGCUCCGCAUUGCGCGUGCAUCUGUUUUUUAUCCACGCACAUGGUCCUGGCCACACACACACACACACACACACACACACACAGGUUGUGAGUGUUGUAUUCUGAUGGGCUGCCAUGAAGUCUUUAGCAAAAUGUACUUUUCUCCCUGGGAGAAAAGUACAGCGUUGAACAGCGUUGAGUGUAGUUGCCUCCUCUAAUGCAUCCCUUAUUAUGCAUCAGUAAUCGAAGGUGAAGGAGGAAUUGAUAGAUUUGGGAGCAUGCUUGUUUACUGUACUCUUCUGACUGCAUACUUCUUGCAGAGAAGAAUCUGAAUGAAGACUUAGAAGCCUGGUUAUCUGUGGUUACCUCUGAAAAGAAACAAACCUUCUCUUGAUGAUAAGCUUUGCUAGUAGCCUGGUUAGUCUAAAUUCCAAUCACUUCCCAUUUCCAGCUCUUGCUAAAUUAAACUUUUAAUAUUUCCCUUGUGCAAUGAGACUAGCAUAUUUUUUCCUGGGUGGUUGUAUGUGUGAGAGAGCAAGAGAAAAGUAACAGGAAUGUGAGUAUCUCCCCUAAAAAUGCAGUCUAAAACUGAAACAAAAAACACUCCUUUGCUUGGGGAAAUGUGGAAACUUUUAGGCUUAUAGUAUGAAAAGAUCAUUUUCACUGUUUUGCUUUAGUUGAGUUUCUUCUACACUAAUAUAUCAGGAUUUACAUUUUUGGAGUACUGUUUUCUUUAUUCAAACCACCAUAGUAUCAUGCUAAGAGAAAUACUGGUAAGCUGUAAUGGGCAUCAUGUUCUGGAACUGAAGGACUGAAUUCCAGCUUGCCUAGCUCCCAAAUUUGGCUGCUUUUGCAUCUGCAAUGAAUAGAGGAGGUGUGGAGUUUGAGAAGGUGGAACUAUACUUAAGACAGCUGGGUGUGCUAGAGUAGGACAAUUUGUUCCACAUGCUCUCUUCUCUGUGUGUAUGAGGUUCCUUAAAAAUAUAGUUGGAGUUUUAUUAAGUUGUGCAAGAGUUUCUGACAUUUUCAGUGUGAUAUUAACAAGGUUAUGUUGGAAAGGUGUCUGCCAUGCUUUUCCUGGCAUGCAUUUGGAUUAUCAGCCUUAGUUUUCUAUUGCUUCUUUAUAUUUAUGAAGUGGCAAAUUCUCUAAAUAGCCAGUGUUUGUUGGGAGAUGUGUAAUGUUGAGUUAUUGGAUCCCACCUAGCAGAGUCUCAGAACCAAGCUGACUCUCAUUGUCAUGAAUGCAACAAUAUACACCUGAAAGCGUUAUUCAUGGGGCAAAAUGUUCUUUCCAAGUCAGUUGAGGCUCAUCAGAUAAAGGCAGGACUUCAUUCAUUCUCUAGCAUAUGUUUAAUGCUGCUAGACAUGUAUCAGGCCAGUGAAUCUUAAGAAGGUUUCAAGUUUCUUAGUUUGGUGCAUUUAAGUCACAUGAGCUGGCACCGGCUUUGUGGAUAGGCUUUUUAUCCCCAAACUGGUUGUUAGGUUUCAAGACGAACUUCUCUGCUGACUUAUUCAAAUGGUGUAAAGUGCAGGGGUAGCCCGGGCGAACUGUGCAUUAGAAACCAUGCCACUUUCUAAGCCAUGGUAGUUCCUUUGUCUAAAAGGAACAAUGUUCUUGUUGCCCACUUCAAGAUGCUAGUGUUUCAUAUUUGUUCUUAACUAUCACAGUGUAUUGUGUAAACUCAUCUCACUGAGUUUCUUUGACAAUCAAAUGUGGACAUUACCUGUUACUGCAAGACUUUAUGAUAAGCUUUGGGAUUCUCUCUGUCAGGUCUAUUCUUCCGGUCUUAUAUGUGGCUAAUUCUUAGUAAAUCCCACUGUUUUUAAAUGACUCACUUACAAGGUUAGAGCUUGCAGUCAUGCAUACAAAGAACUAUGAUGCUUAGCAUUUAUAUAAUGAGAUUGUUCUAAAUCAUUCACAUACAUUAACUUGUUAUCCGUACAACAACCAUGUAGGGUAGGGACAGUGUGAUUAUUGUAUUAGCAAUUGUAAGGCUGAGAGAAAAUAGCUUGCCUCAGGCAACCUAUUUAGUUCAUGGCCAAGGAGGGAUUUGAACCAGACACAUCCUGAUUCCUAGUUCAUUCUCCAAGCUGCUAUGCUACACCGGUUCUCCAUGGACUACUUCGUUGCUAACAACCAUGUGAAACCAUAACACUUCCUCUGCUAUUGUAUUCUAGGCUUAUCUAAGGUGAAAGCUUUGUUUCUUAUGAAUAGUACUGAUUAUGCUUUGACAAGUUAAAAAUCUGUAAUCACGAUAAAUGGAUGGUGUGGCCUUUGCCACCACACCUUGAAGGCAGGCUGUUGAGCAGCAGGAGAAAGUGGCCUUUUCUCUUGUAUUUCAGCUUCCUGUUUUAAAAUGGUUUGGACUGUAUGUGCUUCAACAACCACUUCCAACCUUGUUUCCUUUUUGUGGUCUCAAGAUCACCCCAGGACGUUUUGUCAGAACCUCCCUCAGACUGAAUAGCCUACCAGUAUGGCAAAAAAUCAUAGAGAACUAUUCCUGGUACCUGCUCUUUAAUGGUAAGAGUUGUUUAGAUCUCUCAGCCAUUAACAUUAUGUAGCAAACUUCUUAUUUAGUCUUUUGGUGGCCUGGACUAAGGCUACAUAGGGCAGACUUGACCAUGAAGGUGAGUCUUUCAGUUGCCUCUUAUUCUUUUCACACUAUUUAGCAAUGUUGUUGUAUUACUCUAGUUCAUAGGAGAAGGUAAGCUUAAAAAGUGGAACAGGGAACUGUCAUAGAUCCAAGCAAAAGCUCAGCAAGACUUUUGACUCAAGUUAGUUGUAGCCUCCUAACUUUUUCUUUUACUGAGAAGAUCAGCCAAAUGAUUAAUUUUCCUGUUUGGAUCAGACUCCUUGACUGAAAUCCCUUGUCCCAGAAGUUAUUCCUGUUAGUUUAUCUGGAUGCAUAUACAGCUCACCUUGGAGACUCAGAGUGGGUUAGGUCUCAAAAUAUCAAAAAAUAAAAUAGUGCAGAAUCUUAAAAUAUCUAAAGCUUCUCAUGUUUCCUACGCACAACCAUGUUGACAUGUAUUCUUGCUAUGACCCUGGCAAGCAUUUAUUUCAGGGAAGAGAAGUCUCAGGACUUGGGGCCUCCCUACCUGGUCUUGAGGGCUCCCCUCAGACUGUACCCGUCACUAGCACUGCUUCAAGCCCAUCUCAGGAGUGUCCUUUAGUUGUUAUAGUGGCUCUUGCUUGCUUAGAUAUGUAGAACCCUUUUUUUUUUUUUUUUUUUGCGUGGCUGGAAUGUAGCUUAUUGUAUACAAAUAAGUCACAUUUGUUGCUCCCCCAGUUUUGGGUCUGGCCAUACUACUUUUGCUUCUAGACAUGCCUAUCACUGGUACAUAGUCCUGGAGACAGAAAUAUGGUUCUCCACCCCUGCUUUACUAGAAGGGCUUUCCAUAAUGUGAGCACCGUUCUUUCUAUGCCCUUAGACCAAGUCUUUUUAAAGUCUCUUGUAAAGGUUAACUCAGCAUACCUCUCUCAUUUCUUGGGGUGACAAGACAGUACAUAUUGAACUAAUUUGCAUGUAAUGUUAAACCAUGGUUUAUAAAACAAACCAUGGUUUAAUGUACACCAGCCCUUUGCUCCUCCCCAUUGCUGACUUUGCUCCAUAUGGGAGGAAACAAACUAGAGUCUGGCUUGUCACGACGUGAGAACCCAGCUACUGCAACCUUCUUUCAUUCCAAAGAAGGACCAACUUUGGCUUCCGCUUGCAGGGCUUUUGGAGAGGAAUAAGCCUCUAGGAGUCUGGAUUUACGCUUCACAAGCUAGACUCAUUUGUUGCAUGCGAACUAGGUAUUGUAUUGUACAGGAAACAUUUUUCAUCUUUCCAAAGCACUCUAUAAGUAUAUGGCAGUUGCCAGCCUGACACCCUAGUGAUCUGUGGGAGAUAGCAAAUGUUAUAUUUGGUGGUGGACUUUGCUCUGUGACUGUUGUUGGUUAGAUCUCUAUGACUCCACUUGUGGAAUGAAAGUGGUUCGCCACAGCUCUCUAUAUGUGUCGCCAUUUAUAGCUGAUGGUAAUAGUGCCUAGCAGUUAACCCUUUUCCCCAAGAGGGAUACAAAUUUCUUUUUGAAAUUGAUUUAGCCAGGGGAAGCCUGUACGUAAUAGAAUUAUAGGGUCACAAGUAUUUGGCCUUCCACCCUGCGAGAUGGAGGUUAUCUGAGUUCAGUUGCAGGGAGAGAGGCGUAAAGUGUCAGGGUGAGCUCUGUGGCAGGCAAGAGAGAGAAGCUGAGUUACUGUGGACCUUUUCAAUCUGGAACGACUGUGUGCCUUUCAUGAGCAACAUUAGUUGGAUUUCAUUAGUACUUGUAAAAAUAUCAGUGUUCAGAAGUGGUAUACACCUUUACUUUUAAUGGUAAGUGCUACUCUGUCUUGGGUUGGUGGGCAAAUGUUGGACUAACUUUUGUGACUCACUCUAGACAUGUGCUGAAGAAGUAACUGUGUGGGGCUUUUUUGGUGUGUUCUUUUUAAAAAACUUGUGUCUUUGUAAUACUGUAUUGAUGAGCACUCAAAUAAUUGCCCAUAUGAUAAUUAGUUUGUGAUCGUAAAUUGCACUGCACAGUUUCACAACGUUUUGUCUGCUGGAGGAUUAUUCCUAUGUGAUUACCAUACAAAUUUGAUGAGCAAAUUGUACUAACAGGAGAAUUGUUUGCCCACAUUCCUGGGGAUGAAAAUUCUCUUGAGCUGAAGUUUCUUUCCCCGAAUUGCUGACAUGGAAUUCCCCUGUCCAUCACCACUAGAGAUUUGCCUGGGAAUCCUCACAGGAACAAUCCACUAGCUAAUAAAAUGUGAUACAGUGUUAGACCUUUCGAUUCCAAUGUCUGAAAAAGUUCAUUGACUUCUGAUUUAUUAUAUACACUAGGGCGGAAAACAAUCACCAUUUCUUUUAUGGCUACCUGCUACUCUCUCUUGGUCCCUUGUAAACCUACUCCUCAUAAUGUCUCUUCCCUAUUUCUGUGGCAGAAGUUUUGGCUCCUAGGGGAGGUGAGGGUAGCAUGGGAAAUAGGGAAGGUCAGAAAUUUUUCUGCCUCUUUCUGUUGCAAUCUUUCUGAGAAUUGUUCUGCAAAAUCAAGUUGACAGGGAGCAUGAAUCUUCCCACAUGAAGUAAUACUGGUGUUUGGAUCUUGGCGGUGGUCCACAAGUCAAUUAUUAUUGGCGGCAUCUUCAUCGCAAGUCUUUAACUUCCUUCAGAAGGACCGAAACAUGUUGUCAUAUGCGCUUAGUUGUUUGAAAAAAGCAGCUCCCUGGUGGAAGCUGUUUGAGGGAAUUUGUAUGUAAAUUUCUUCUACAGAACAAAAUUAAAGUGCAUUAGCCUGCAAAGAUAGGCCUAAGGGAGAUAUCAAGAGUUCUGUUGGAAUGAGCAUGUAGGAAAUGCUAAAUUGAAAUGUUAAAUACUUUUAAUAUUAAAGUGUGGGAGUGUAGAAGAUGCAUAACCGUAAAACAAGCUGGUGGUGUGCUGAUGGAGGAGCAGAUACCCAGUGUGUGCUGCAUCAGAAACAUAUUGUGAACCAGGGGGCCACUGCUCAUACGCAUUUCAAGUUUAUAGUAAUUAACACGGGAAAGAUAAGCAUGCAAUUAGUAAUGCUUACCUUUGCUUAGAAUGCCCGCAUCAUUUUGCAUUCCUACGGCUAUGACCAGAUCCCGUAUAGCAUAGAUAAGUCUUGACUUCCGUCCAGCCAAACGGGUAACUAAAAUGUUCAAAACUGAUCCAGUUCUUUGAAAUCAUGAAACGGGCAGGGCUUUGGGAAGGUUUUCUUAAUAAUAAUAAUAAUAAUAAAUUUAUUUAUACCCUGCCCUCCCCAAGCCAAGACCAGGCUCAAGGCGGCUAACAACCAAUAAUAAAAACAAUUUGUUUAAAUACAAUUUUAAAAACAAGAUUAAAAUAUAACAUUAAAACAUUAGGAUACAGGCUCUUCACAGGAGGAGAAAGGAAAAAGAAAGAGGGGGAGGGAAUCAAACUGAUUCUAAGCCAAAGGCCAGAUGGAACUACUCUGUCUUACAGGCCCUGCAGAAAGAAAUCAGAUCCUGCAGGGCCCUGGUCUCAUGAGAAAGAGCGUUCCAUCAGGCUGGAGCCAGUGUUGAGAAGGCCCUGGCUCUGGUUGAGGCUAAUCUAACUUCCUUAGGGCCUGGGACCUCUAGGGUGUUGCUAUUUAUGGACCUUAAGGUCCUCCGUGGGGCAUACCAGAAGAGGCGGUCCCAUAGGUACGAGGGUCCUAGGCUGCGAAGGGCUUUGAAGGUCAAAACCAGCACCUUAAAUCUGACCCUGUACUCCACCGGGAGCCAGUGCAGCUGGAAAAGCGCUGGGUGAAUAUGCUCCCAUGGCAGAGACCCUGUGAGGAGCCUCGCUGCAGCAUUCUGCACCCGCUGGAGUUACUGGGACAGCUUCAAGGGCAGCCCCGCAUAGAGCGAAUUACAGUAGUCAAGCCUGGAGGUGACCGUCGCAUGGAUCACUGUGGCCAGGUCUUAGCCCCUGUGUAUUCAUGCAUGAGGCCUGCAAAUAUGUUUUAAUGAAAGUUUGAGAUUCUCAGCCUUCAGACUAUUGCUCGUGGCUUGAGGCAGGUGGGAGACAGUAAUAGUUUAGCAUCUGAUGCCUACUCCUGUACUAAUGUGAUCCUCCUCUGCAACUUCUGGGGAGUCUAAACAUUAACUGUUGACCCACAAAAACUUGAAAUGCCCCCCCCCCCCGUGAUAUGUGUGUUAAUCAAAGAUCUCCACGAAACCAUUGACUCCCUCCCGUCUUGUUUGCAAAUGUGCUCCAAAACAUUUGCAACCCAGCAGCCGCGAGAAAGAUAUGAUGCUGUAUGGGCUUUGCUUUUCUGAUUGCUGUGUCUCCGCCUUGCCCCUUUGCACAGGCUUCCCCAGUUUUUCAUGGAGUUUUCUCUGUGCCACCGCCAGAAGCCAUUUAGUGUCAGCACACACACUGAUCGCCAGGAAAACAUUUUCUUUGGUGUUUAAUGUGCUGCCAGUUUGAUAGCUACAUUAGCUUUUUGUUGUUUGUUUAAAAAUACAAAUGGGUUUCUUCCAGGCUGGCUUUUCAAAUGUUUCAAACAAUCCAGCCUCUUUCUCUUCCACCCCCCCUCCCUUCUUCCCCUUUGCUUCAAAUGGUUGGUUCAUCUGACUAACUUCUAUUUGCAGCAAGAGUGGAAAACAAGUCUUUACAGAGGAAAAUAAACGGCUGCUCAUGGAAACAAUGGGUUGGGGGAAAACAGCAAAGCCUUUAUGGAUCUUACUAAAUCUUCCCUUAACUCUGUAAGCCUUAUGGAGCUAAUUGCUGGCUACUAGCAAAUUUCGGGUGCUAGUCUUGCCAAAUGUCCAUCCAUCCCCACCCCUUCUGUGAGAUCCCUGGUUGGAGACUUAUGAUUGUCCAGUGUCUCUUAAUGAGAAUUGGGCACUUAAAUGUUGCCUUUUUUUUUUUUUUUUUGCCUUGUUUGCUAAUUACCUUGUCUUUCCAUCACACUGGCUGGCAGCAUACGAUAGAGGUUGGGAAAGGGUUUCUUGCCCUUUCCCUGCCUUUUGGUUUUUUAAAAAUACCCUCAAUCUGUUUUGAGACCUGCAUUAUAUGUUAUAUUCCAGGGCUAACCUACUAAAAUAAUUGCUCAUUCCUGGACAGUUUCAGCAUCUGAAUCCAGCUGUGGAGUGCAUUUUGCUCGCAGUGGAACAUUUAUUAUCAUUAUGAUUGAACUUUAGGGUGUGUGUAUACACAAAUAUAUGCUGGUUUAAUAAAUGGCAGGUGGCUAUAUGCAGCGCAAGAAGUGGGGCAAGAUUGGAUUGACAGACUUCCUUUGCGUUUGUUAUAUUUUCUUUAUGUCUGUAACAUGUGUUGUGGCUCCAAGUUCACCUUGUGGGUGAAGAACCCACUGUGACCUGCCUGAGAAUGUCAGGUCUGUCUUCUCUUUAAGGCAGAACUAAACAAACAAAAAAGACUUGGUAAGAGUAUGCUGUUUUGAAGAAAUGUCAUGCGUAGAAUUUUGUCUGUCAUACUUACCCUGAAAACUGCAAUUGCUGCAUAAGAUGAUAGCCAUUAUGUGCUACAGAUACAUUUUCUGAUUUUUAUUUUAGGGGUUUUUUUGGUGUUUGUAUAAUUUUUGUUACUCAUGAGACCUGAUAACAUUGGAUUUGUUGUAACAAAAAGAAACCCCUUGAUGACCUAUUCCAGGGGGUCAGCAAACUUUUUCACCAGGGGGGCGGUCCACUGUCCCUCAGACCUUGUCAGGGGCCGAACUAUAUUUUGAAGAAAAAAAUGAACAAAUUCCUAUGCCCCACAUGUAACCAAGUGAUGCAUUUUAAAUAAAAGGACACAUUCUACUCAUGUAAAAACAUGCUGAUUCCCGGACUGUCCGCAGGCCGGAAUUUGAAGGCGAUUGGGCCGGAUCCGGCCCCCAGGCCUUAGUUUGCCUACCCAUGACUUAUUCGCUUGAGCCCACAGUAUGGGCUGGUUUCAUAACUCUGGUUGUUAUUUGGAACAGCACAAUAUAAGGAAAGAGCCAACGUUGGAAAACUAUAAUAAAAGCAUUGAUUUUAAAGCAGGGUUAGAAACACAGAUAUAUAAGCUAGGCGCCAAAUGGCUUCCUAAACCAAGGUUACAGUCAUCAAAACAGAAUGUCUAGUUGCCAUUUUUGGACAAUAUGGCUCUAAACCCUUAUUUUUCAAAUGACGGACUGACUGUGACAUCUGUCUAGUUCAGAUGACCAUCUUGAGCUAGGUUAAGAACUUUGAGAACUUAAAGAAGAAAAGUCACUGGAUCCAGGGACAGUCUGCAUACACACCCACACACCCACACUUAUUUCUGCCUGUUUUUCUUAAUGGUGACAUGGGCCAUUCAUAACGUAGGGAUAUUCUUCACAACUGUGAGCAGGACAGUGGGGUGGGUUAAGUGAAGACAAGCUACAACAAUUAACUAUAACGUUGUUCACAGCUCCUGCUCAGACUGCACAAAAAAGCUUUUUGGUUCCUGAAAUUCAUUCCAAUUGUGCAGAAAAAAUAUAACUGAUAGAUCUCUACAGGAUGGGGUAUUAGUGUGUGAAAACAGUCAAGAUCCAGUGAUUCCCAGGCGUGCAUCUCCAGAUGGUGGAGAUGUCAAGCACCAUCCUGAUGCCCAGGCAUCUUCACUUGGUCACAAGUGAGAGGCUUGCUUGGUAUUCUUAUGGUUUUUUUGUUUGGUUUUUUUUGUCAUCAAAGACCUUUUUACUUGCCCAGGAUUUUUAAAUAGAUUUACAGUGGUACCUAGGGUUAAGUACUUAAUUCGUUCUGGAGGUCCGUUCUUAACCUUAAACUGUUCUUAACCUGAAGCACCACUUUAGCUAAUGGGGCCUCCUGCUGCUGUCGCGCCGCCAGAGCAUGAUUUCUGUUCUCAUCCUGAAGCAAAAUUCUUAACCCGAGGUACUAUUUCUGGGUUAGCGGAGUCUGUAACCUGAAGCGUCUGUAACCUCAAGCGUAUGUAACCCGAGGUACCACUGUACUGAUGGGCUGUAGUUGUAACAGCCACAUAGACUGUUUCUCUGUAUGAAUGUUCCUUUUGUCUUUUUUUAAAGAAAUGUUUGUUUACUGAGGCUUUCAAUUAAGUGUUGACAAAACAGAUCAUGUAAGAAAAUGAUAACAUAAACAUGCACAUAAACUGAAACAUAAAUUAACCCCCAGAUUCUUGUGAUUUGAUUGUUUUUAAAUAUGUUGAUGGUUGCAGAUUUUUAUUUGAACUUCAGCUGAAACCUACAAUCCUGCCUCACUGUUAAAAAAAAAUCCUUAUAUAAUGAUUUUUAUUCAGUUCUGCUCUGUAAGAAUUUGUACAUUACAGAUUAAUAGGACAUUUUUGGUUAACACAGUGUUUCACAUCAAAUAUAUUACUUGAAUAUCUGGAUUCAAAUUAAUAUUGUUUGAUGAAAUUCAGUCUCUUCUCUCCCCCACAUCCCCCCAGAUUCAGUCCGCGAUGGCACUGCUGUUAACACCAGAGACCUCAGCAAAAAUAUAUAGUAAACUGUCAGGUGCUAACCUUAAAGAUCAUUGUGCCUUUUUAGAUAAAACAAGUUUGACAACUUGGGCAGCAAAUCUUAAUAUUCCAUGAGUACCUGACAUUUCCCAUCAUCCUUGUGAAGACAAUUAAACAAAGCCAUUCAUUGUUCAGAAAUGAUUCUUGGUCAAGUGUUGGAUUAGGAAAAAAUGAGAAAAGGGUUCCCAAAGGCACUUGAAGGCUUAGGUGAUGUGCCUUGUUAUACGACAUCCAACAUAACCAUCAUGAUAGUGUCAUACUAUACAUGUCUACUUAGAAGGAAGUCCCACUGAAUACAGUGAGGCUAAUUCUCAGACUAGUGGGUAUAGGAUUUUACCCACAAAGGCCUUGAGCCUGUGCCCACUUGUGAGCAUGUUAGUUAGUUAGUUUCUAAAAAAAGCAACAACACUUACAUGCAUAGAAUCAAAUGCAGGAUUGAGGGUUUCUGAUGACCUUUCAGGGCUUGUCCAUAUAUGAACAUUAUUAAGCUACGUUUCCACAAUUCCCAUGUUCGAAUUAGACCAGAGUAGCCAGACGCGGCUUAGUUAUGCUGGCCACAUGACCCGGAAAAACUGUCCGCGGACAAACGUCGGCUCCCUCGACCAGUAAAGCAAGAUGAGUGCCACAACCCCAGAGUUAUUCACAACUGGACUUAACUGUCAGGGGUCCUUUACCUUUUUUAGCCCAGUAUUUGAAUUUGUGUAUAAGGAGUAGGAAAUUUGGGGCUUUCCCAUACAUACCAGUAGACGUUCCCUUUUCCGUUUGUCCCUGCCUUCAGAUUUGUUGAUCCUAUAAUGACAAAAGGGGAAAUAGCUGUGUAUGCACCUUGUGGUUUUUUUUAAGUUUCCCCACCCAAGAAGUGUGCAAGAGAUACUUGUACAUUUGCUUGUGCCGUUCUCCAGUUUUGUUCAAAUCUGAGACUCCUGGUGGGACCUUACCAACAUGCUGGAAAAGAAACUUGUGCUGACCUAGGAAAUCCUAGUACUGACCUAGGAACUUACAAGUAGAUGCCUCAGCCUAUUCACAUGUAACAGAGUGCAGUUGGUUAGUUGCAAGGUUUCCUGAUAGAUGAGGAUAAAGGAUGGAACGGACCCUUUAUCCUUUCAGACAGGGACGAAAGCUGCAAAGCUCAGCUCACUUUUAGGGACUCUUCCAGGUUGGUUUGAGUAGCACCUGCUCCUUUUGACAAUGUUCAUAUUCAGCAGGUAAAGGGGAUUGACACCUUUUGGAGGCGAGAGGGGAUACUAGGCACCCUCUGGGUAGACAUAAAUAUAUAUCACUGGGAUUUUCCAAAUUUCCUGCCAGACAGCACAUUUCCUGAGGUUUGUGUUUUCAGGAGCUGUUUGCAUACAUGCUAUCCUUCACUUGCAGAAAAUGGAGGGGCACGGGAGCAGGCUUUUUCUGUCACAGUGUGAACUAUGCAGAUGAAACGGGAACACACAAACAAUCACUCAUUUUAGUUUUUAAAAGCAUAGUGGGUUUUAGCGGCAGAUAGAUGCUGUUUAGAUAAAUCUUGUCAAAAUGGCACAAAUCUUUAAGGGAUGGUAAUUUACUGCCCAAACAGCCUACCUGAAGUUAUUCUGGAAUUGCUUUACUGAAGACAUAUGAUAUAGAUUGAGCAGAAACAUCCAGGCUGAAAAAGUAUUACCUAUUUUCUAAGAUUAUUAUGACCUGUUCCAGCCUAAUCCAAUGGUCAGGGCUCAUUGAGUUCAUCUUUGGUUCUUGAAUUUCUGCAAAGCAAUUUCCUUGUAGCAGUCUGGGAAGUGUCUACUGCAACUUGCCAUAUGUUAAGAUUGUUUAUUAUUUAUUUAAAAUAUUUGUGUGGUGCCUUUCCUUAUAAAAAUUCAAGGUGGAUCACAAAGAAGAAGAAGAAAAAAAAUAUAUAUAAAUGAAAUUUAAAAUUACAGCUUUGCUUUGUCCGGUAAUCACAGUGAUGCCAUUAACACUUUAAAUAAUGUUUAACUUUUGCAGUCGCUUAGGGACCUCAUUGUAAUCGCUGAUGAAGAAGAAUGGGUCUAGUUUAUUUUAUCACAAACAUCAAAGCACAAAUGAAAAAAUAUGUUAAUCCAGAGGACAGAGGAUACGAAAUAUCUGAAGGCAAUCCACAUCAUCUUAUAUUACAGUUUUUGUUAGGAAAGUAAACCUACAACUUAGUAGGUGACAGACAUAAUGUUCGAAGUCUUAGUCCUGACCUAUUGGAGAGUCGGGCAGGGGUGUGUCACGCAGCUUCUGGCGUUCUCAGCAUUUCCAAAUCUAAUUGACAAAGAGAUGUUUAUAGGGCAUUCCUCCUAUCCACCGCAAUGCAGAUCAAUCAAUGGAGCCAACCAAGGCACCAUCUGGAUUAUUCUGUUGAAUGACUCAGUUAUACAAGUUGGCCAACUUCAGCCAACCACCUGUUUGCUUUAUUCUUGUCUGUCUCGGCUUAUUAAAUAUAGUAGAAGGGGGGGGUGUCCAGUUAUGUCCAUUGAGAGACAUGGUGGCCCAUGUGGGCUUUAAGGAGGCUGUGGUAUGACCACAUCUGUAGAAACCUGUAUUGGACCUUGAAGGUUUGAAAAAGCUACUGGCUGGUGUUUAACAUUCCCUUCCUGGGCAAGGUGCUCAAGCAGUUAGAUCUUGGUCAGCGCCAGGCAUUCUUAGAUAAGACUCAUACUUCUAAAUAAUUUCAGGCUUAGUUUUGACGCAGAACAUGCUAUAGUUACCCUGUGGGAGGACCAUUGCUGGGAAAGAAAUGCUGUGUGUGUCCUAUUUCUCCUGGAUGUCUCAGCAGAUAUCGAUACCGUCAACCAUGGUAUGCUUCUAGGUAGGUUGCCUAAGUUACAGAAUUCCUAUGCAGACGAGCAAUUUUAGAAUGUAGUGCUGGAGUAAUAACUGCUUGAGUCCUCAAGGCUGCACCUUGAUCCUUUUUUUUCCACUGGAAAGCUCAGGUUCCUUAUUUGGCUUGGUUUUGCCAAGGUAGGCUUGUGUAUCAACUAUGACUCUACGUAGACAGGGUUAGCUUGGCUUCAGUUAUCAAAGCUCCUGUUUGGUCUACUGUAACACAUUUUGUGUGGAGGAGCCUUUGAGUAUAGUCCAGGAAGUUCAUAGAGUUGUGUACAUGAUUGCUGGAACUGGGUAGUAUGAGAAUAUCACACUGGUAAUUUCCCAUGCGCUUCUCAGUUUGUUUCCAGGCCAAAUUCAGUCUGCUGAUUUAGACCUUUGUGGCUUGGGACCAGUGUACCAGAAGAAUCCCUGUUCUCCAUAUGCACAUACCCUAACUUUAAAAUCUUCAACAAAAGCCCUUCUCUGGGGGGUCUUAGUGGGCUGACUACUAGAUAAAGGGCCUUUUGGGUGGUGGCACCCUGGCUGCGGAAAGCCUUGUCCAAAGAGGCUUGCCUAGUACUUACCUUGCUAGGCAAACACAUUUUAUUUCCCCAGGCCUUUUCAUAGAUUGUGGCUUUAAUGUAGUUCUGUCUGAGAUGUGGUGUUUAUGCUGAUCGUAAGCAUUAAAAAUAAAAUAAAAUUCAAUGUACCUUUUAAGUUGUUUCAAUAUUUGUAGCAAACUGCCCACCUAAGAGCAUGGUUAUAGCAUAGCAUAAAUUAUUUUAAAUAAAUGUGACCUAUAAUUUGGUGCUAACAUUUUCAUCAUGCAGACUCACGGGCCCAACCACUCCCACAAGCACUGUAUCAGAAGCAGUGUGUCCCCACACUGCCCAACAACAGUUGCUCCCCAACAGAUUCAUUGGAGGUUAAUAACGUGCAUUGCUUUGCUGUCCUAUCUGUCUUCCAGGUAAUGCUGAGUAAUUUGUUUGGAAUGUUAGGUCGCUGUGUGCUUCAGUGAUGAUAAUAUCGGGAAACCUGAAAACGUUUCCCUUCUGACCUUGUUUUUUUUUUUUAGAUGCAGAGCAGCAUCUUAAAAGGUUGAUCAGGCUUGCUGAAUUCCAUCUCCUUAUAUGAUUGAUGUUCGCCUCUGUUGUUUGACACUCGCAAGAGCUGCUGCUGUGUCAACACUUGCUCCAGUGCAUGGUAGUCAGUAUCCCUGUUCCUGCUUGGUAUCCUGAGGCGCAUGUGAGAGCUUCAGAACGCAUGCAAUUUUUCAGUUAAAUGCUGUGGGGUUUUUUUUGUCAUAUUGCCGUGCCAGUGCAAGAAGAUCCUGGACUUUGUUGAUGUAUAAGACUGUCUGUAUUGUUGCCAUGCAACCCUUCUGCCCACAUAGCAUGUCUACUUCUAUUGUGUGUGUGUAUUCGCAUCACAUUUUAAAAAAUACAGUUCAGGGUUACCCUGAGCUGUUGCACUGGUACAAUAGCCUGGGUCAGUGGUUUUCAACCAGUGUGCCAUGACACCCUGGCGUGCCUUGAAUGAUGGUCAGGGGUGCUGCAGGCCACACUGACCUCUGCCCCCCUUUCCUUCCUUUCUUCCCUCCUCUGAUGCCCUCUCACAUUUCUGCCUCCCCAAGGCUUGCAUAGCUGUUUGUUGUAGCAGCCCUGGCUGCAAGCUUCUGGUGCCUCUGGGGCUGGCCAGGGAGUGCUGAUUGCCAGGAGCUGACGCAGCCCUGGAGUAAGCAAGUAAGUGGGCAAGGGAGCCCAGGCAGCCAGUCCACCAGUACUUGCUGUUGGGCACAGACGGACAAGUGGGAGGCCGGGUGGGCAGGCGCUGCACUGGCCUUUCUUGUGCUUGCUGUGUGCAAGGCCUGCUGAAGGGGAGCCUUUCCGCCAUGCAGGCCUAACAGCGCCCGCUGCUGCCCCUGCUGCCUCCCAAGGUAAGGUGUUGGCCUCAUGUUCACCUUUGACCAGUCUGUUAGGCCACUAAGGCUGGGGGCAUCCUCUUCCCAGGCCCUUGGGGGGGCAGUGUGAGGAGGCACCUCUCUUUGGGGCAGAGUGGGGGAAGCUUAGAGACCAGGGGCGGUGGCGGCUGCUGCCCAGAGGACUCCCAAGGAGAGGGGAGAGGAGAGGAGGCUGAGGGAACACUGCACAAAGGGGUGAGAGGCUGCCACCUCUGCAGGCAAGGGGUGACAUAACUGGGCUCCUGAGCCCCACAGAGGUGCUGCAGAAAGAAUGUGGUUGGUCAAGGGAACUGUGGACUCAAAGGUUGAAAACUUCUGGCCUGGGUGAUUUGUAGCCCUGGGGCAAUACCUUGCAUUGUGUUCCUUUUCAUUCACUUUUCUUUCUCAUCAAGAGUUAAAACUGUAGGCGGAAGGUAGAUCAGGUAGAUCUACUGUCAGAUCUCUGGUAGCUUAUAAGUGCUUCUCUCUUGUACCUGGCUCCAGUUGGUGAACCUGGGGGGUUCUAGCAGAAAACACAACAGAUCCUGCAAGACUGAAAUUUGCCCGGUGCGGCUGAUAUUUCCCAGUUGGAAGUAUCUUGUAGGGAGCGACAGUAACUCUAAGGAAAAGGUCUGCAUUAACCUGAUAAGACUUUCUCAUUUCCGAGAUGCGGACACAGUCUGGAGCAAAAAGGAGAUAUGCAAAGGUCCAGCUGGGUUUCUUUUCACUGAAGCUUUUCAGUUAUUGCUUUCCUUAAAAAAAAAAAAAAAUGCUGAUCUGUCUUAACUAUUGCAAAAGGAUGCAUGUAAACAUCAUCAUGCAGAGGUUGGGAGGCGAUGCAUGUUUAAAAUAAUUGGACUACUUCUGAAGGUUUUAUUCCCUAAGUUUUGUCACUUGGGGGGCGAAAGCCCUUAUUUCAAAAGUGAAUGGAACUUCAAGGGCUUCUGAAGCCACUGUGUUCUACUUUUAAUGUGCUAAUGUUCUUAAUUCUUUGAGCCUAGAGGGGAUUCUGCACACUGGCCCUGUUUCUCUCUUGCUGUACCUGAAAUCUGGAAACUUCACCGUAUAUCUGGGCUUGAAUUCCAAAACAGUGAGAAUUUCUCACUCCCAGGAAGCUAUAAUAUUGCCAUAAUGUGUUAUACGAUGGAGUUCUAGUACAAAAGCAUGUGAACAGACACAGACCUCAAAAAAGAGUUGAAUGUUUGAUUUCCACCAAAAGCUGUUCCCCAGUUCCAUGUAACACAUGGCUGGCAAACGCUCACAGGGUAUAGAUAAAAAAAAAUAAGAGUUGAUUUGAUCUGCCUCCCGAUUCAUGUUCCCUGUGGAUGCUUAUGAUCGCCUCCUCACUUCUUAAAGUAGCAUAACACUACCUAUAUUGACGUAGGAGGUCUGCUGCCUUAGGGAAGUCCAGGCAAUAAGGUUGAUUCCCCCAAAUGUGCCACUCCACAAUAAACGUCCUUACUUGCCUUUCUACUAAAAGGCAGUAGCUUUCUAGGCUUGAAGAGGGAUCUGUGAUAGUGUAAGGAUAUUGUAGACUUUUUCUGCAACAUGACUCGCAGAUUGUGGGAGCUGUUACAGGUAGGGGCAUUGCUCCAGCAGGGGACGUCACCCCAGCUAGAACCCUUAACCUGUUUUUUAGGUUAUGGGUUAUGUUUGAUGCAGUGAACAGUGAUGAAGCAGAAAUUAGAAGUACUAGGCAGCGCUUCUGAGAUCAGACAAGGGUUGCCAUAUUUCAAGAGGUAAAAACCCAGACAAAAAGUGAUAGCCCCGAACCCAUGCCAGAGCCACCCGUUCACAAUUUUUUUAUUUUUUAAAAACCAGGACAUUUGCUUUAAAAUUCCCCCCGGAUGGGCAUGUAGGACCCCCAAAAGAGGACAUACCCAGGAAUUCCCGGACGUAUAGCAACCCUAUAUGUGGUCAUGACCAUAGGCAGAGCUCUGUAGCUCUGUUGCAGCAGCUAUCUUCUGAACUCAUUCCUGAGAAAACACCAAGCAGAGCUGAAUCGUCCAUUCUGUUUAGACGGCCCCGAUGGCUAAACUGUGGAAGCCAGCUGGUCUCCUUGAGCAGCUUUCAACUGAGGAUGAAUUCUCUUCAGUGAAUGGUGGCUUUUCCCUCUCAAGGCUUCCAUCUGCUCUGGAAUGUUUGCAUGACACGUUUACUUCUGCAGUUGCAUAACUCCAAGGAGGCAGGGUAAAGAUGUAAAUGUUACACUGGGGUAACUGCUUUCCUUGGAAGGUGAGUGUAGUUCAGUGUUUGCCACGAGGGAGCCUUCUGAAGUAAGCACAUAAUGCAUAAUAAAGCCAAGGAAUCCAUUGUCACAAAACGCUAUGGAUGCCCAUUAGCCAAAAUUGGCCUUUUAAAAUAGCACUGCAUUGACUUUCAUUUAGAAAAUAGUUGUGUAUGUAACUUUAGAAGAUGCCUUGGCCUCUCUACUUGGUUGCCUGAAAGUGUAGUUAUAAUGGUGGAGUUUCUAUAGUCACACACUAAGCAUUGUAUGUAUUGCUUCUCACCUUAGAUGCGCAUAAAAGAGUUCAUUGCCAUACUAUCCCAUUGCAGAAAAGUUCCAUUUCACUGUGGUUUCUAUUUAAGGACUGGUUUGUCCUGUCAGUGAUAGCCUCCUGUUGUGGUGCUACAGUCAUUGGAGUUUUGUCCUAAGUGCUUAGAAUUCCCUCUGCAUGUAGGGGACUCAAAAUGUAACUGCUAGAGGCGUUAUUUGCAGGGUAUGGUCUGAAGACAUAUAAUGCUGUUUACUGAAGUUAAGUGGGUCUGGUCAGUGCCUAGAUAGGAAACUACAUGGGAAAUACUUCUACAGUGGUACCUCGCAAGACGAAUGCCUCGCAAGACGAAAAACGCGCAAGACGAAAGAGUUUUUCGUUUUUUGAGUUGCUUCGCAAGACGAAUUUCCCUAUGGGCUUGCCUCGCAAGACGAAAACGUCUUGCGAGUUUGUUUCCUUUUUCUUAAAAAUGUUAAUACCCAGGGUAACCAUGCUUCGCAAGACGAAAAAUUCGCAAGACGAAAAAACUUGCAGAACGAAUUAAUUUCGUCUUGCGAGGCACCACUGUACAUCACAAGUUCCAUCAUGGAAGAAAGGCAGAAUAGGAAUAAGUAAGAGUUUUGUAAAUUUAUAAAUUCCUGGGGGCGGUGGUUUGUUUUUUGUUUUUUUUUGCUUUUAUGUCACAGAUAUACAGAUGGCUGGCAGCUGUGUGCAGAGAGAUGCACUAAAAUAAAGUUUGUGGGCAGGUAAUCUUUGUGGAUGUGCACUAGUCCUGUUUUCACAGAGGAUCCUUGUCCAGUUCCUUAGAUUAAGAGGGAAUGAACAUCACAAAGAACAGAGCUUUGGGCAGAUCCUUGUUGUAACUCAGCAUGGCAAUUCAUAAGUUUUCCAAUAAAGAAAGAGGAUGUGUUGCCAGUGUUCAGUUAGUACUUGCGUGCCCUUUAGACAUAGCUCUAGCUGAGUGUGAGCUACUUUUCCGUUAGAAGAUUCCACAUGGCUCAGGACUGUGCCUGAGUGACACAUGCAGUCCACCCUGCCCAAAUGCUUCCAUUAUUCCAACACAGAACCCAGUUCCCUGGGACCUUUUCCCACUGGGGUUUAGAAGAUAUGUGAGUAACUAGCUCAAGGGAAUCAAUGUGGCUCCUGUGUCCUUUUCAUGCCAAAAUUAAACAAGAAGUGUGUUUCUAGGAUUCAGAUACCAAUAGCUGAAUCAUUAGGUGAACGUAAUUUCUUAAAUGUCUAUAAUGGGAAUGAUCAGAACAGCACAAACGUCCAUUAUAGAGCCAUAAAGUCCUGGGACUAGAAUAUUGAAUGAAGAGAGGAAUGGCUCAAACUGCUUCGUAACUAGCUAGAAUUGCCAGUUUCUAUUCACCCUAUUUUUACGGAGCGUCUAGUUGACAGUGUUGUCAAAUUAUUGCAGCCUGGUGAGGGGUUUUUUGUCCAUAACCUAUUUGUGGAGGCAGCUUUGUUUCUUGUUUGUGAUAAAACAAAAUUGCAGCACCAGCUUGUAAUAGCACCAGCUUGUCCAGUGUUGCACAGCAUGUGGAGAGGCAUACAACUACAUACAUUUCAUUAAUUGAUGGAAGAUCGAAGGUUGACUUCCACAUUUAUUUAUUUAUAAUAUACUAAAGGUAAAGGGACCCCUGACCACUAGGUCCAGUCGUGACCGACGCUGGGGUUGCGGUGCUCAUCUCGCUUUAUUGGCCGAGGGAUCUGUCGUACAGCUUUCGGGUCAUGUGGCCAGCAUGACUAAGCUGCUUCUGGCGAACCAGAGCAGCACAUGGAAACACCGUUUACCUUCCCGCCGGAGCGGUACCUUUUUAUCUACUUGCCCUUUGACGUGCUUUCGAACUGCUAGGUUGGCAGGAGCUGGGACAGAGCAACAGGAGCUCACCCCAUCGCAGGGAUUCGAACCAUUGACCUUCUGAUCAGCAAGCCCUAGGCUCUGUGGUUUAACCCACAGCGCCACCUGCGUCCCUUAUAAUAUAUUGCUUCCCAUUAAAAAAAAAGAAAAGAAAAUACAAGGCGGUUAAAAAAACUACUACAAUAAAUUAAAAUUACAGUAGAAAAUAGUGCAACAGCUUUAAUAAAACCAACCCAAGGUCACAACAAAUAUUGAAGGCAAGCGGAGGACUUACUUCCCCAUAUAAGAUUCAGAUAAGCACUGAUUUGGGUAUGGUAGAGAAUCUCAUACCAUAAUCCACUAAAUCUGAAUGGCACGUAGUUGGGGCAGGGUGAACAUGAGGUUAGGUCUAUGUGGCUGCACUAGUGGAAGCAAUCUGGCACGCUUACAAGGGCAGCUGUACAGGUUUGACCCCACUGCUGCCCAAUCCCUGCCUCUACGUUGUUAAGGUAAGUGCCAUUGACCCAGUUGUCAGGAGGAUGAGUCUAUGGCACUACCCCACCACGCUGGCUGUUCUCGUAUUUCCCCUCUGCUUUACUCUUCUUGCGGAGAAAAGAGCUGCAAUUGCACACUUCUCAUAGCAUCAAAGCCCUCUCUUUCCUCCCUGCUGCUCCCUGCCGAACAGCUGAUGGGCAGGACGAGACCCAUAGGCUCAAAUGGCUGUAGGCAGUAUCAAGGUUGCAGGAAGGGGUUCCCCAACCUGCUAUAUAGAAGGUAAAGGGACCCCUGACCAUUAGGUCCAGUCGUGACCGACUCUGGGGUUGCGGUGCUCAUCUUGCUUUAUUGGCCGAGGGAGCCGGUGUACAGCUUCUGGGUCAUGUGGCCAGCAUGACUAAGCCACUUCUGGCGAACCAGAGCAGCGCACGUAAACACCGUUUACCUUCCCGCCGGAGUGGUACUUAUUUAUCUACUUGCACUUUGACGUGCUUUCGAACUACUAGGUUGGCAGGAGCAGGGACUGAGCAAUGGGAGCUCACCCCAUUGCGGGGAUUUGAACCGCCGACCUUCUGAUCAGCAAGUCCUAGGCUCUGUGGUUUAACCCACAGCGCCACCCACGUCCCUAACCUGCUAUAUAGCGGCCACUUUAAAACUUCUUACGUGACUACUCCAACCAUACUGAGAGUCAGCUUGUUGAGUGACUUCUUAAGCAAGGGUUACGGCCAACCGGAAAUGUGAUUCAACAAGAGAAAGUACUUCUUUGGACCAUGCAUGCUUUCAACCAUGGUAUUUUGCUGCCAUAAGAUGUGAUGAUGGCUGCUAACUUUGAUAACUUCAAACAGGAGUGAGACGAAUUCACAAGGGAUAAGACUCUAGUCAUAAUUGCUGUUUCCUUUGUCCUGAAUAAGAGGCAGCAUGCCUCUGAAGACCAGCUUCUCUGAAACAAAAGCAGGAGAGGACCGUUCCACUUCUUUCCUGCUUUUGGGCUUCCCAUAAGCACUCUGGGAAGUGGGCUGAGCCUUUGGUCGGAUGCAGCCGAGCUCUUAUCGUAAGUUUGGGUUGAUAUGUUUGGCUUAACACCCUGGUUGUGGACUCUCAUUCGUGAUGGGGAGUUUUUCAAGCAUUCACCAUGUCGUAAGCAGUGGCUUGAUUCUGUCCUUAAAAAAGUAAAGGUACCCUGCCCGUACGGGCCAGUCUUGACAGAGUCUAGGGUUGUGCGCUCAUCUCACUCUAUAGGCCGGGAGCCAGCGCUGUCCGCAGACACUUCCGGGUCACGUGGCCAGCGUGACAAGCUGCAUCUGGCGAGCCAGCGCAGCACACGGAACGCCGUUUACCUUCCCGCUGGUAAGCGGUCCCUGUUUAUCUACUUGCACCUGGGGGUGCUUUCGAACUGCUAGGUUGGCAGGCGCUGGGACCGAACGACGGGAGUGCACCCCGCCACGGGGAUUCGAACCGCCGACCAUACGAUCGGCAAGUCCUAGGCGCUGAGGUUUCACCCACAGCACCCCCCGCGUCCCUUGAUUCUGUCCUUAGUCUGUACAUUAAUGGAGGUAGAGAUUGACUGUGUGUCCUUACGCUUUCUAAUAACGUUGGAGCUUUUUGCUUUCAAGCGUACUUCCCUUAAUAACUUUACAGUAUGCUGUUAAUCCAUUUGGUCCUGCACUUUUCACGCUUGCUUUUUUUAAAAAAAAUAUGCCUCUUCCCAGACCUGAGACCUUGAGUUACCAUAAACACCUCCUUCCACCACCCCCACCUGGUUAUCGGUUAGAAAGGCUUGCUUUGAAAAAGUCAAAGAACCAUUGGCCUAAACCAUUUGCUACUGAUGGGGUGGGUGAGUUAAAAACUCCCCAUGGUAAGGGAUAUACUUUUUAUACUUGGGAAUUUACUUCCUGAUAUUAACCUAAACCUAGCUGCAGUUGAGUAUCGUUCUCCUUUGCCUUUGUCUUCCGUAUUUGGAAGCUAUCCUAGGAUCCAUCAACGUCCUCACUUUGCAUUCAGAUGUAAGUACAUCACUUGACUUUUCCCCAGAGAACUUGCAUUCUUCCUUCCUCUUUAUACUAAUUCUUUGUUUCCCCUGUGUUCUGCGAACUGCACCUAAAUUAGAUCCUUAAGCCAAAAUAUAUCUCGGGAAAUUGUUGCUCUUAAUUGUUUUUUCCCAGUGAGUUCUCAUUUAUGAGCUUACUGGUAGUCAAUUACAGUGUGAAUUCAAAGUGGUAAAACUUGUGGUUGUUUGCACUUAUUUUUAUUUUUUUAAAAAAAACAUUAAGUGUAAUGGGGGGAAGGCAUUUGAAUGUAUAAAAUGUUCAUAAUAUGUUCAUUAUCUCUGUGGGGUGCUAAGUACCAAGAUAUAUACUGUUAUUCCAGUCUGAGCUUUGAAAAUGCCUGUUUCUUGACUGCUCAGUGAUGCGAUGUGUCGGUUUUCAGUCUCAUUUUCCAAAGAACGAUUGCUUUUCAUUGAUAAAAGCUGCACUUCUGGAUUUGGGGCUCAGAAUUACCUGUGUGCUGUACCUUCUACACACCAGCAUCAGUUUUAGUUCAGACUGAACCCAGAAGAGCGGAUGACAGCAGAGAGUCUGUUUUAUUGAAAAUGAAUUGCAUUGGACAGUUGUUACUGUACCUUGCCACUGAAGGAUUCAAAUUUAGCAGUGGCCUGUGGCCACUUGUGUUCUAGACCAAUGAAGUUUGAAUCUGGUCUUGCCUCAUCAGAUGUAAGACUGACAGCUGCUCCUUCCUUGCAACCUUUUGAAGCAGUGUUUAGCUUCUGUUUCGUGAACUAACACCGUUUGACAGCCUCCUCCUUUAAAGGGCAGCUGAAUACAGACACAAUGACAGAAAACCCUACCGAAAUUAACUGCAUGGGCCCCACUUUAUGAGUUAUUUGCUGGUGUGUGUGUAUGUAUAUAUAUACAUAUACAUAUAUAUAUAUGCCCUGCCUUUUAUUUCCAGUAAAAUGGGUGCGUAUGUGUCAAAAGUAGCUUUUCUCUUUCUUUGUUGCCAAGCCACAAAUUGGAAGACUUGCACUCCCAGGUUAUCAUCUGAUAUCGUAUUGGUUAUAUAUAUAAUAUUGAUAAAGAUAUAGGCUGGAUUAAAAAAAAUAUAUUGGUAAAAUGUUAGGAGACAAAUUGGAUUUUUUAAACACUCAUUAAAAUACUUCCAUGGCAAUGAUCCAUGAUUAUAUUGGUAUAGGAAACUGCCUUACUCUGAGUCAGACCAUUGAUCAAUCUAACUCAGUAUUGACUAGCACUGAUUGGCGGCUGCUUUCCAGGGCUUCAGAGAGGAGAUUUCCCAGCCCUUCCUGAGAAGGCUGGAGAUUUAACCUGGGAUCUUUUGCAUACAUUUCAAAUGCUCUGCCAGUGAAUUAUGGCCCUUUGCCAUUGUGGCCUCAGUCCUGAAAAGUAGUUUAGUUAAAUUUUGUAUUUUAGGAUGUGCAACCAGGGAGUGGGUUGGGAUCUCACCAAAAGGUUCCUGCUUUGGUUUAUAGCUGCUGUUCUGAUAGACCUUUGUCUCUUUUUCUUUAGAAGAGUGUUGUAAAGAUGGAUAUAGAGGACUGCAAUGGACGCUCUUACAUAUCCGGUAUGUUCUCAUUUUGCUUUUCACAGAUCUCGAUUUGUUUAUUUUUGUUUUUAGAUGCCGUUUUGUCUUUAAUACAUAGUGCAAAAGACAGGAUAGGAUUUCUGCAUUUUGGUCACAAUAAACUUUUGGUUCGGCACUGGAAUAUUCAGCAUGCCUCAGGUUUUGAGGAGCAACAUGGUCCCGUCCCCCCCCAGCUUCCUGACAUGACCUGCCUUCUUAGAUAGAUGCACCCUUGGGCAGCUACUUCCAGCAUUUUCGUCUUGCUUCAAGAUCUCAGGGGUGGACACGGGAGAAUAGCCUCCUCCCCACCUUUCAGUCUCUUACCAGUGAUAGUUGCUCCAUGGACUUGACUGGUGAUGGAGUCAUCACCUAAGGGAGUGUAACAGCCAGCCUCUGUUCUGAUCAGCUGAACAGUGACCUGGCGAUUCAUGGCCUCUGCCCUCCUUACCCAUAUUCAGCUCAGAGCAGUGCUCCAAAGUGCAACUUGAGACAAGAAGCCAUGCCCCGCCAGGUCACUGCACAUUGAUCUUGUGGCAUGCAAUCUUCUCCCUGGCUACAGUUGGCCUGGAGCAACCCUCCAAAUUCAGCUCAACCUCAAAUGGAUGGCCAUGUCUUACUAAGUUACUGUUCGGUGCCUGCGAAAAAUGCUAGAGCUCUGUAUUUGCCCACCUGCCAAAUUCGGCAGGUGUUUUAGCUGUUAAAUAUACCUGAGACUUGCAACAUAGUUAAGACUCACACGCACAGCAAUUAAAUCAGUUUGAGGAUAUUUGAUUCAUCAAAAAUUUAGAGCAAAUCCUUACGUAUCAUACUGAAGGAAAAGCGAACUUUUGGCAUCCCUUUAAAUUCCAUCUGUUUCUGCUUGUUUCAGUUAGCUUGACCAUAGGCAGUAUUUUUGUGUGAUGACUGUUUCAUUAAAUAUGAGUACAGAAAGAGUUUGGCGAUUGAUAGUAAAAUUGUUUCACUUAAUAUGGUGGUUACCUUACAGCUGGGAAAGAUAAUUGGAAAAGUUUCUUCCAAUUAAUCCUUAAGCAUAGUUGGAUGCUUCUACCUUAUUUAAAAUAUACCUUAUUUAAAAUAUCUUGUCCCCGAUCACAUUCUCUUUCAGAAGAUAAGUAGGGCUAAGUUAUAGUCCCACUCCAUUCUGCCUUGGUCAUACAACACCUGGAGUACUGUGUACAGUUCUGGGCACCACAAUUUAAGAAGGAUAUUGACAAGCUGGAACAUGUGCAGAGGAGGGCGACCAAGAUGAUCAAGGGUCUGGAAACCAAACCUUAUGGGGAACGGUUGAGGGAAUAGGUAUGUGUAGCCUGAUAAAGAGGAGACUGAGAGGAGAUGUGAUAAGCAUCUUCAAAUAUCUGAAGGGCUGUCACACGAAGAAUGGAGCAAGCUUUUUUCCCGUAUGCUCCAGAGGCUAGGACUUGAUGGUUUUUGAGCAGAGGUUGGAUGGCCAACUGUCAUGUAUGAUCUAGUUGAGAUUACUGCUUUAGAGGGGGCUGGACUAGAUGACUCUUGGGAUCCCUUCUGACUCUACAGUUCUAUGAUUCUUUAAAGCUAUAAAGGCAGUUGCUACUCAGGAGUGCCAUAUCUGAAGUGCAUUAACUGAGAGUGUUCAAAUUCUUAUUAGCAAUACUAAGUGCAAACUGUAGUAACUUAAAUACAUUUUUCAGAAAAGGGGAAUUGUAGAAUGACCAGGUUAGAACACUUGCCUAACAGCCUGAUCUAGUGAUGUUUCUUUUGAUGGAAAUCAAAUUUCCAGUAAGUAUGCAUAGGAUAGGGAUGCGGGUGGCGCUGUGGGUUAAACCACAGAGCCUAGGACUUGCUGAUCAGAAGGUUGGCGGUUCGAAUCCCCGUGACGGGGUGAGCUCCCGUUGCUCGGUCCCUGCUCCUGCCAACCUAGCAGUUUGAAAGCACGUCAAAAUGCAAGUAGAUAAAUAGGUACAGCUCUGGCGGGAAGGUAAACGGCGUUUCCGUGCACUGCUCUGGUUUGCCAGAAGUGGUUUAGUCAUGCUGGCCACAUGACCCGGAAGCUGUACGCCGGCUCCCUCGGCCAAUAAAGCGAGAUGAGCGCCACAACCCCAGAGUCGGCCACGACUGGACCUAAUGGUCAGGGGUCCCUUUACCUUUACCUUUAUGCAUAGGAUAGGACAGCCUAAUAGAGGAAGGUAGGGAAGGUAGAAAAUAUAUUAGUUGGUUCUGUUUGUAUAACACUCCUAUAGGAUUUAAAUAAUUUACUCAAGCAUUUUUUAAAAACCUCUGAGGGAUUGUUUGUGGUAGACACUAAAAUAAAACCAGACACUGGUUUUGAAGAAAAAGAAGUCAAAAGUGCAUGAUCUUAUUUUGUUGGCUGUUUCUCUUUGGAAGAACAGAGCAUAGAGUCCUCAUUAAACAGGAAAAAACAGAGCCGUGAAGUAAUUAUGAAUGAGGGAAAGAUCAUCAAAGCUACUUUCAUACAAAUACAUUGGUGUAAAUAAACAUAUUGACGGACUACAGUUCAGAGUGGGCCACUGGAAUAGUGAGUUGACUUCUUUGUAUUGAAAGCCCCACUAAAUUGAAGUGAAGGAGUAUGUUUGCUGGGGAUGUAUACCCACCCAAUAAAUGUCAUCCUCUAGCUCAUAGCCAGGUACACCAGCUCAUAUUUUGUCCUGGACAAAGGUUGUUGGUGAAGCUGUAAGUAGCUCAACAGUUAUCCGAGUUACAAGGAGCAGACUGAUCUGAUGGUAGCCAGAAUUGUGAAAUGAUGGCUAGAAUAUGCAACAUGCAAAGGAACAAGACAAUCUCAUUAAGUAACUACAGGAGUUUGGCUCCCGAAACGGUUUGAAAACCAAGGUGCAGCUUCUAAUUGGUUGCAGGAGCUUCCUGCACUCAAUCGAAAGCUGUGUCGGAUGUUCGGCUUCCGAAAAACGUUCGCAAACCAGAACACUCACUUCUGGGUUUGCGGCGUUCAGGAGCCAAGCCAUUCGGUUACAUACACUUCAGGUUACAUACACUUCAGGUUACACGCUCUGCUAACCCAGAAAUAGUGCUUCAGGUUAAGAACUUUGCUUCAGGAUAAGAACAGAAAUCGGGCUCUGGUGGUGCGGCGGCAGCAGGAGGCCCCAUUAGCUAAAGUGGUGCUUCAGGUUAAGAACAGUUUCAGGUUAAGAACAGACCUCCAGAACGAAUUAAGUACUUAACCCGAGGUACCACUGUACUUGUAACAGACACUGUUUGGAUUUAACAGUCUUCAGGAGAUAUAUGCAGUAGUGCCUUGAAGCUUAAAGAUUGUAUAUUUCUUACAUAUCUUUUUAAAAAAACAAAAAACCAGUCACUAUCAGGUGACGUGCAUGUUAUGAGGCUAAGGAUGAAAUAAGAACCUUUGUUCAACUAUAAAAGUGUUGAGAGUGAGGGAAAUCAAUGACCUAUAUGCCACCAAUCGCAGUAAUCAGUAGGCUGUGUCUAACUGUGCAGAAUCAAACGCAUAUUUUGUGUGGCUGGUUUGCAAAAUGCUGCUUUGCCUUUCAUUCUUUAAUGCUGGUAAAUCAUCCAGACCAGUGAAGGCCAAAUUUAUAAUACACCCCAGGAGGAUAGAGUUUGUUAAAAGAGACCUAGUGGGGAUCUGAUUAUGGGAACAGGAUGCAAAGUACUAAUUGUUUUGGAGAAAUCCAUAUUUAGUCAUCGUUUUUUAAAAAAACAACAACCCUAGAGGGCUGUGAGAACAUCCUAUGAUAAUAAAACUGAGAAAUAAAGGUAACUCCAUGGGCUUACGUGUGGUAGGUGUUUUCUUGCUGUGUAUGAAUUCAUAAAGAGAUAUCGUAUAUGCAAUAUUAGAUCCUAAGGAUUGCCAUUCAAGCCAUGGCUGAUAUCCUCUGCAGCCACAGAUGCUGACACAGGGUCAGCAAAGGAUUAUUACCAGUCUGGUUCCUUUCUUUGAAAGCCUUUUCCCCUACAAUGUACAGUCCAGGAGCUACAUAAUCUGAAACAUUUUCAGUCUUAUCUGUUUUUCCCUUUUCUGCUGAGCUCUCGGUUAUGCUUAUGACAUUAGUGUGACAUGCAGAUUGGGAACAGGCUUCUGACAAGGUGAGCAGAGCUAAUCAAGGAAGCCGGUAGAGAUGUUGAUCAGUUUGCCUGUUGAUGGGGAAAUAUUCAAGAGAUAUUCAAUAUUCAAGUGGUCAUUCCUCUUCAGAUGCUUAACUGCCUCUUGUUGUGAGUAUGGUCCUAACCUUUAUGGUGUGAGGACAGUUAUAUUUAGGGAUUUUACUUAACAACAACCUUUCAGACUGAUGCUGUAGAACAUGGAAAAGACUUUUCACCAUUAGUAGGUCCACAAGUAUGCUUUCCAGCUUUCCAGUGGCAGGAGUAAUCUUUUAAUCUGGCAAGAGGUCUAGACUAGAGGCACUCUGAAAGGAGGAAGAGGUCUCACUGCUUUCAGAACGUUUAUAAAGCUCAGCAUGAAUAAGGAAGGAGGCUCUGCCCCCCAAUGGGGUGAGCAGGAGCAAGGGUCGACAGCACCCACAAAUUGUGGCUGACCAAGGCCAGCUGAAAGUUAUGGGCUCCUGUUUUCAGUUCAUUUAAAGCCAAGAAUAUUCUCAGGUUUCUUCAGAUAAUGGGGAAUGCUCCGCGUAAACCCAUUGCCAUCCAUAAGUAAGCCCAUGUGUCUACUCUGAGAAUGACUUGCAUUAACUCAGGGAAUCUGCUCAUCACCUUCUUAGACUUGUUGGCUCAUCCUGUUUCCGAAUGUUGUUGGCUUUUUCUAGGGCAACAAAGCUAGUUACGUUUCCUAGUUUGUUACCCUUUUCCCCAGCUCUCCCCCCCCCUUACUUGAGCUAGAAUUGUACAGUUGUGUACUCCUCCUGUUCUUGUAUAUUCUCAUCAUGGAAAAUAUUAUUGUACGUGUGUUCCAAAUGAGGAAAAGAGAUGGAACUUUAGGUUAGGAAGUGCAAUUGUGGGUGCUCUCUUUUUUAUUUGAAAAACUGUCAGAGAUCUAGACCGUGGGGAGCUCCGAAAAAUUAAUAAUUAUAAUUUGGACUAUAAUUUAGUCUUUUUAAUUUUAGUUUUUUAUUUUAAUUGGAGUAUUAUGAUUGGAUAUAUUAAUUGGAUGUUUUUUAUUGGAAAAUCAAUAAAAAUGAUUUUUUUUAAAAAAAAUAAAAACUGUCAGAAUGCCCACGAUUGCAGCUGAGCAUUGGCAGUUGCUCCUUCUCAACUAGUAGAAAGUGGGCAAUAGCCUUGAUGUUUGGUUCACAGGAUUUCCAUUAAAGCACACUUCUGCAACAGGACGGAGAGUUGGAAGCACAGCAGUCCGUCCUCAUUGGCCUGGGAUAAAAUAUGGCAACCGUUAUUGUUGGUGUAAUCAUAUCAGGCAGAAGCAGGGAGGAUGUAUGUUGCAGUGUAUACCUAGCAGGUGCGAAACACAUUGGACCGUGAAACCAGCACUGAUGUGCGGUAAAUACAUAGUGUAGACAAGGCUAGAAAAAUCCCAGAGUCUGACCAUUGAAAAAUUCAAAGCUGGAAUUCAGUUUUUAUUUUUUCGCUCUCUACAGUGCUGACUUGAAAACUUAGGUCCUGGUUCCAAUGAGUUUGUUUGUUUGUUUGUUUGUUUGUUUGUAGUACUGAGCUCAGGAUUUCCCUUUCUCAAGAAAAGGCCUGUGCUUGGUCUGAAAUGGUUAAAUACGCAACUUCAAGUUGAUUGAUCAGUUAAAUUGACUUUAACUAUUUAAAAAGUGCCUCUGACUAAUUGAGCAGCAGAUCUUUAGCAUUAGUCUUGAUUAAAAGCCAUGGGUGGUAGGCGCCUUCUUGAAGGCAUUUGCUUUUUCUCUCACUUGCGUGCAGGAGGCGAUGAAUGCCUGCUAGGACACAUAUGCAUAAUUUAAAAUUUAGACAUUUGCUUUUUUCCCCCCUUUAGAACUAUUAUUUUUAUUAUGGAAAUUAACUCUGCAGAAGUCGGCUAAAGCUCCUGUAACAUGCACUUCUUUCUCCUGAUUUUUUUAAGUAGGCGUGAUAGAAAUACAACAGCUAAGUGCAUAAUUUUAAUCAGAAGAUAGCAGUAGCUUGCAUUUAUACUCCUAAUCAAAAACAAAAAAACAUGUUUCCAUGAAGUUAUUAAACUCUUAGCGGAAAAGACGGAAUGGGAAAAAACUAUGGGGGAAAAACCUAAUGGUUUUGAUCUAGCUAUUUGGCCAAGAGAAAACUGGUUAGCCAAAGAAACAUGGCUACCUUACUGUGAAAGAAUGAGUCAAUUGUGUACAAUGUGCAGCACACCUUAAUAGAAAUAUAUAUAUAUUCUGUUGAAUGCAGUGGAGUGUUUCAUUGUACUUAUACAGUUUCUCCUGCCACUUUCUGGAGUGUUAAAGGCUCUUUCGGUGGCAGCUCUUAUCUUUCCAGAGCAACUGUGAAGCAUUCAUUCUGUUGCCAAAGUGAUGGGGGUUAGGCAACAACUGCGAUGUUUUUUCCACGGACUUCCUUGCUUCCCAGGCAAUGUGGGGUUGUUGUUUUUUAAAAACCCCAUCACUAAAGGGAUGUCCCCUUGUAAGCUGAUGGCUCUGUUUUCAGAGGCAAGGCAUAUAAAGCGUUCAGAGGAGCAAGCCAGAAUCUCAGCAAAAGGGGACACUGCAGCCGUAUGGAUUCCUGCUCUAACUGUGCUGCUUGACUGUAAAAUGACGGCCGUUUCUCUCACUUCCAGGAAUCUCUUCUUCCUGGAAGGUGAGUGGCUGAGUUCACCCUACUGCCGAGAUGCAGCCACACACACACACAGUCUGUAUUCCAGUGCUGUUUCCAAGGAGUUGGCUGUGAUAACACUCCAGGGUAUCUUCAGCAAGCUAGAAUAAUGUAAGUUAAAUGGGGAGCGGGGUGGCCGUGUGAAAUAACUCCAUGCUCUUUUCUGUUUUCAUUUACACUUGGCGCCAUUUGGGGUGUGUCUGAUGCCAUGCAGAACAGUGCAGGAAGUGGCUGACUUUCGAUGCAAGUAAAUUGAUCUCUAGAAUUCCUCCAUCGUCUGUGUCAGGGGGUGGGGUGGGGGAUAGAGUCUGUUCGAAAUCAGAAAUGCAACUGCAGGCGAUCGGUUAGGGAUGAGCAACCAAAGGGGAAAGAUAAAUGUAGUAUGUGUUAUAAAAGCAGCGGACAAGGCUGUUAAAGACACCCCCCUUUUUUCUUCCUCCACCCUCUGCUAUUUAGUAAAAGCCUAGGGAAGGGGUCAGGGCCAUAAUUCUCUGUGUGUUCUGGCAAGGAGCAGAAGAAAUCCUUGGUUCGAGUAAUUGCUGCUUAAAUGUGCUCCGCUGCGAACUGUUUGCUGCUGGUGCCUAUUUUGCUUAGCCGUAUCAUGGCUAACUCCUAAUUAAACGAUUAAUAUCCAUAUUGAGGGGUGUGUGGCUGCUUCUAGGCACUUGCAGAGAUAGGCUUACUAUGAUGUAGACUCUCCUGUUUACCCACCUGAGGAAUGACAGCCUUAAGGGAAAGGGUGAAAUUCCUUUUUUCAGGACCCAGAAAGUCUUGGCCUUGGGGCCCACCUGGGAGAAGAAAGCAACAACUUUUCCUUAAAGAUAAAAUGAUCACAAGGCACCAGCCUUGCAUGCUGUGCCUGUGUUAAAUUUGACUUCACCUGGUCGGAACAGUUUGUUUCCUUUAUCUCGGCAGAUCCUGGAAUGUGCUAAGCUAUGUGGGCAUGAGAACAGCAGCUAGCAUUCAAACUCUGAAGAAAAUCACCUGUCUCUGUACUAAAGCCUCUCUGAUGAGAAUGUCUCCAGACUUGCUUCCUGUCUUUUAGAACUUGCUUUUUUCCUAAGUAGAUAAGAGUGCUUCCAAACAACAGGGGCACUAGACAGGAAUUGGGGUGAGGGGACAGUGCCUUGCAGAAAAGACGUUCAGGGGGCUGGCAUUGCUACAGUAUUUUCAUUGCAGUCAUUAUGCUGCCUGUACCAUAGCUGUCAAGCGUCCCUUAUUUGGCGGGACAGUCCCUUAUCCCAGCGCCAUGUCCCGCUGCUGUCCCUUAUUGAUGAUGUCCCUUAAAUAAGCUACUGAAGGUAAUGGGGUCCUUUCUAUGUCCAGCUGUCCUUUGUCAACAACAAAUUGUUGCUGUUUUUUGUGUUGAAUAUAUGCUAUAUGGUAAUUUAUGGACCUAAUAGGUCCAUGCAACAAAAUAUGUUGCAUACAACAAAAUAUGUAUUUUAUCAAAGUAAUUGUUGAUCCCUUAUUUUGGCUGCUGAUCCCUUAUUUUCGAGGCUGUUGGUCCCUUGUUUUCAAAUCUGUAAGUUGACAGCUAUGGCCUGUACUGAUCCUGCUUCUCUAAAUGCAGUGCCAAUGAACAACAGGGAAGUUGUUCUUAUUUUCAUCUGAAUAAAUAGAAAAGCAAAAGUACUCAUGUUGACCCGUAAGAAAAAAAGCCGACAUUAGGAGACAAUACCUUUGUACUGAGCAAACUUUCAGGUUCCACAGAACCCUUCACCAGGCUAGAGGGAAGAGCUUGGCUGAUGUUUAAGUAAUGGCUUGAGUCUGUAUUUUAAGUCAAAGGGUUGUAUCCAGAGCUGUUAGUCCGCUCGUGCAAGUUUCCUUGUGAAAGCAGAGGUCUGUUUUCCAGUGUUGCAUUUGUUGUAGUCAUUUAGUCGUGUCCGACUCUUCGUGACCCCAUGGACCAGAGCACGCCAGGCACUCCUGUCUUCCACUGCCUCCCGCAGUUUGGUCAAACUCAUGCUGGUUGCUUCGAGAACACUGUCCAACCAUCUCGUUCUCUGUCGCCCCCUUCUCCUUGUGCCCUCCAUCUUUUCCAAUAUCAGGGUCUUUUCCAGGGAGUCUUCUCUUCUCAUGAGGUGGCCAAAGUAUUGGAGCCUCAGCUUUAGGAUCUGUCCUUCCAGUGAGCACUCAGGGCUGAUUUCCUUAAGAAUGGAGAGGUUUGAUUUGCUUGCAGUCCAUGGGACUCUCAAGAGUCUCCUCCAGCACCAUAAUUCAAAAGCAUCAAUUCUUUGGCGACCAGCCUUCUUUAUGGUCCAGCUCUCACUUCCAUAUAUCACUACUGGGAGAACCAUAGCUUUUACUAUACGGACCUUUGUUGGCAAGGUGAUGUCUCUGCUUUUUAAGAUGCUGUCUAGGUUUGUGUUGCAUAUUAGGGGUAGCAGGUCCGCCGAUGUAACGAUUGCGCAAGAGCUUGCACUAGCACAGGUGUACAAAUUGCACUUAAAAAUACAAGCUGUUCGUUUUUUGGAACCUCUUGCGCAAGAUAACUCACUAAUGGAACAGGUUCAUUGCUAAGUUUCUUUAACUUCACGCUACAUUGGAUACAACCCACGGUCUUAAGUUGCAGCGUGGAAGGGAGAUAGCAGACAUUCAAUGGCCAUCAUUGCUACACAAGGCCCCAGUGGCAUCAAGUGGCAAGGAGUGCCAAUUUCCAGCUUUGCCUGGUUUGUCAGCUGCUGCUGUUCAGCCUGGCUACACUUCUGCGUACUCUAGUAACCUCCUGUCUUGACAGCUGUAACGCUUCUUUCUCGUGCGCAGGGAUUUUCUCAUAUGGAGGAGCGUGGACUCCUGUGAGCCCCCACCUGCAUUCUGAAAUAGUAGAACUGAGACAGAUUUUGUCACAUCGGUGAGAUUUAAGCCCAAGACAUUCCUUCCAGUCUCUUCAAAAACCUUCAGCGAGAAACAGUGAUAAAUGCAGUUUACCAAGCUACCGUCAAUUAGCAUUCCAUGGUUUCUGCUCUGCUUCCCUGCAGCAUUCUACAAUGGACUGGUUAAGUUGUAAUUAUCCUGGAUUGCUAAACUGCAGUUUAGCACAGGGGUGGGGAACUGAACGUGGCUGGCAAGCUAAAUCCUUCCCGCAUACACACCUGUGGGCCAACUUUGACAGGUGGGCAGCUCUGCCUACCUGUCAACCUCCUGGCAUCAUUAUGACCUCCUGGGACAGCUUCAAAAGGGCUUGCUUUAAUUAGCUGCUAAUUAGCUACAAAUAGACAAUAUGGGACUCCACCAGAUCAGCAAGCCCUGCUUGGAAAAGAACAGUCCAGAGUUCCCUUGAAGCCCCCAGUGGUUUCAAGAUUAUUCCUUUGGAACCAUUCCCUUCUCUCCCCCACAUAAGUUAUCAAGUAUGGAGGAAGGUUGAUGUGGUUUGGAGAAAAUGGCUUUGUGGGCUAAAUUGGGACCUACACUGGGCCUAAUGACACACCGACAGGCUGGAGAUUCCUUAGCAAGUCAGCGACAAACAUUGGGUCUCCCAUUUUAUGUUAGCUUUGGCGUAGUUAGUUAUCCUGGUUUAUUUAGUUUAAAUGAACAAAGUUUAUUUAAGAGGGUCCCCCCCAAUGCAUGCAAAAGGAGGUAGGCUGCAAUCCUAUAGCAAGCCAGGAAUGUUGUAUCCAAAAGGAGCAACAUCGUCCCUUGCCUUCAUUUGGCUUCGUUAUAAAACAUAAAGAUGAUCAUGCCCCAUCUUAAACUGAGUCUUUAGAUUAAGCACACUUAACUCCUUUAAAUUGGUGGAGCUGCAGGCAGAUACACCAGUGCAAAUAUUUAAUAUGGGUGUGUAAAGUGCACUGAUGUAUCUUGUUGAGUGAUUCUGUCCCUCCAUAGUCAUGUUAAGUCACUAAACAAGUAGUUUUUUUUAUCAAUAGGUUGUGUUUUCAGUAUACAGUGUACAAUGAUUUUUUUUAAAAAAAUGGGAUAAUGUGUGGAAUAUAACAUGGCACUAAGGAGAUUGUUGUGUCAGUUCAAGCAGUUGACCCACUGAAAUUAAUAAACAUGACUAAGUUAAGCCCAUUAAUUGCAGUGGGUCUACUCUGAGUAAAACUUAAUUGAAUUCCUCUCUUAAGUAAGAUUGGGUUGAAUCCAAUGAAGUUCUUCUCAGAGAAGACUUGUUGAAAUGAAUAUACCAAACUUAGCCAUGUCCAUAAAUUCCAUUGGUCCUACUUAGAGCAUGACUGUUGCUGAAUACAACCCACACCCUUUCCAAAACAAUAAAUGAGGUGGGCUUAGGGAGGAUGGGUUCUUAUUAAUGGAAGAAAUGGAAACUGCACACUAAAAAACAACAAGAGUACACAUUUGGAUAAUUUAGUUGGGCUAGCUUCUCUAAAAGGGCAAGCUGUCAGACUCUAAAAAAAAGUAAAAUGCAAGAUUCUGCGAACUCCCUAGUGUUGCAUGACUUCCAUGUACACUGUAGCUAAUAAACCGUUAAUAAGAUCUUUAUAUGCAACUGAUUCAUGUUCUUCCCCAUAAAUAGAUAAAGAGAACGAACUAAGCAAGUGCUUUUGGUGCAUGCUUUCUUCCUCUUGGAGGCAACAGCAAACAACACAGGAAUCCAUACAUGAAGAAUGUAUUUGAAAUCAGUUCAAUGUAGUAUUGUUAUCUUGAGCUUGGAUUCCGCAAUCAUUCAUAUACAUAUAUCAGCUAUUCCAUGAGACUUCAUGUUGAAACUCUUCUGUAUGACACAUUUCUGUAUUCAUAUUGCGUAUUAUUUGCACAACAACAAAGCUACGUAUAUCCUGGCUUUUAUUUAAGGUGAUUCAAAUUUUAAAUGGGGAUCCCUUUAUCCUGUAAUUGCCAUGUAAUGAGAUAUUUGCACUUCUUUGAUGAUUCCCAAGUGCUGCUGCAUAUAUUGGUUACAAGCAUUCGGGUAGCUUAGAGGCUGCAGGCUUAUUUUGACAAUGCAUGUUAUACAUGUUAAACCAGUAUCAUCAUUCUGAAAACAUUUAUGAAUUCAGUCUUAUAAAUACAAGAAGGCUGCUUUAUGUAUGUAAUAGAACUGGUUCUAUCAGUAUCUGACAUCUCUCUUCUGAAAUGCUGGUCGGAUGUUCACUGUAUCUGGGUCUACGCUGAUAAUCAUCUGAUCAUCAUAAACUAUACGUUGCAAGAACAGGGCACUUAUUAUAUACAUGGUUGGGAUUUGUUGGGAUUCCUCCUGCUAGGUUUUCAUUCAGUCAGAGCACCAAUGGAAUUUUUUUCAUUCAGAUUUUGUAGGCUGCAAAAUCUAGACUUUACUCAAACUCAUCAGGAGAGUUUCCUUUCCUCUGUGCCCAUCUUCAGUCCUAAGCACAGGAAAAAUAUUUCUUGAUUUCUUGAAACGAGGCUUACCUGUGCUCUCUGCUUCUUUUUGUUCCCCAAAGGUAGUGGAGAUUCCUCUUUGGAAAAGGAGUUCACCUCCACGAUUGUGGGCCCUACUGUGAGCACACCAAACAGCCAACAUUCCUCCCCAAGCCGCUCCCUUAGUGGUAAGUAUGUCAUUUUCUGAUUCCUGUAGUUUAUGUCCAAAAAGUGUUGGGCCCAAGCUGUCAUCAAGGCAGAGACCACCUUUGAAAUCCUCCAAAAAGGUCUGCACAAAGAUAAUCACAUCAGCGAAGAAUUUACCUUUUGGAUGAGGCCCUGGAAAAGAGGCAGCUUUUAUACAGCAGCCUUGGAUUAUCUGAACUUUCUGCCUAGUAUUCUCUCCUGCUCAGAUUUUUAGUUUGAGAGAUUGGAAAGUCACUGUUUGGUUCCUGACACAUUUAUCGACAAAGAAGGCAUUUCCUCUCAUAGUGAGUGAAUGACUGGAAAUUGUGGUUGCUGGGAAAGCACCAGUGGUGCUAGAUCAUGUGAGCAAAGAGUUGGAGAUGCGGGAGAGGACUCUAUAUUCAGAUGGUGUUGGAAAAAGAUUUGUUUGCAUUGAUGCAUUCUAAUUUGCCAUAUUCCGCAACCACCAGCAUUUCCUGCUGAAAUUAUCAACUGGGCUUUCCUUUUUUUCUUUUUUGAGAAUUUUGCUGAAAAGUAUGACCACCAUGUUGCAGAGUUAAUGUAUGGGAAAGAUUAGCGUUCUCAAACUUGACUUCUGACUAUUGUCUCUCAUCUGAUAAUACUGCUUUGUGUUAGACAGCUAUAAAAGGUAAAGGGACGCCUGACCAUUAGGUCCAGUCGUGACCGACUCUGGGGUUGCGCGCUCAUCUCGCUUUAUUGGCCAAGGACUUCCGGGUCAUGUGGCCAGCAUGACUAAGCCGCUUCUGGCGAACCAGAGCAGCGCACAGAAAUGCCGUUUACCUUCCCACCGGAGCGGUACCUAUUUAUCUACUUGCACUUUGACAUUCUUUCAAACUGCUAGGUUGGCAGGAGCAGGGACCAAGCAAUGGGAGCUCACCCCGUCGCGGGGAUUCAAACCGCUGACCUUCUGAUCAGCAAGUCCUAGGCUCUGUGGUUUAGACCACAGCGCCACCCGCGUCCCGUUAGAUAGCUAUAACAUCCUCUUAAUUCUUUAUCUGAAAUCACGGGAGGUUUAUAUUACGCUCCAGUUGGUUUAUAAAACCGAUUACAGUUGGCUUAUAAAAACCAACAAUUAAAUCCAGUUUUAGUCAUUUAGAAAGGAACGUUCAAAUGUCCAUGUUAACACAUCCGCUGCGUUAAAAUUUAGUUGAUCCCCUGGGAAAGCAUGAUCACACUUGUUCAGUGUUACAGGAGGAGAACCCAGCGUAUGGUUUGAACAAAUAGGAAAUGAGUAUCUUCUCCUUUAAAAGGGAGACGCUGCCUGAUACCGUUGCUUCUGAUCAGUCUUGAUUUCACAGCUGGUUCAGCCAGCAAGCUCAUGCCCCAGUGGAGCAGAAAUAUUACAUAACCUGUUUUGCCAACCCAACCAGACUCUGCCUUCCUUCUGUAAGGAAAGUUGCAGAACAAAAGCCAGCCCUCCGUUUGCUGUGGGGGAGAGAGAAAAAGAAACACUCAUCCCCAGGGGAGCGAAAAAACAUCAAAGUUCAACCAGCAUCAAUAUACCCAAGUAGCUCCUGCCACAGUGAGCAGGUUUUCACUUCAUAUUUGCGCACAGAGGUGUCGGCUUGCAGCUGGAUCUCCAAGACGUAUAAACAGGAGUGUAUGCCUAACCUAAGCAGCCUGGCUUCUAUUAAUGUAAUUAAUGCCGAGAUAUUCUAGGAGCACAGGUAAAUUCUCUGCACUAGCCUCCUGCCAUGGCUGCCAGCCGUAGCUGUGUGUGCAAGGCCUUCAAGUUGCUACCUUCAGUUUGUAUAGCAUGAAUAGGUGGCAACUAGAUAAGAGAGGAAAAAGCAGAGAUGCGGGCAAUGACCUACAUUCUUAACUAUUCCAAUGCUCUGUGGAAUGCCACAAAUCAAACACUCUUUAAGAAUGAACAUGGUAACUGCCGCCUUAAUUCUAGGUGCAAUUUCUUUUCUUUUUUAACAUUUUUUUAUUAGUUUUCCAAUAUACAGUCAUACCUCGGGUUGAAUGUGCUUCAGGCUGAGCGCUUUCGGGUUGCGCUCUGCGGCAACCCAGAAGUAAUGGAGCAUGUUACUUCCGGGUUUCGCCGCAUGCGCAGACGCUCGAAAUGACAUCAGGCACAUGCGCGGAAGCAGCAAAAUGCAACUCGCGCACGUGCAGACGCGUCUUACGUUCUAUUCAGGAUGCGAACGGGGCUCCGGAACGGAUCCUGUUUGCAUCCCGAGGUACCACUGUACUUCCAAUAAUAGCCACAUUAUAACAAUAACAAUUAAUUCCCAAGUUAUUCAAUUCUCAAAGUGCCAGUCAACUUCCAAUUAAUACAUUUUCGUUAAAAUCGGCUCCCCGCAUGAUGGUUUGGGUGCAUUUCCGAUCUUACAUCACUGUGUUCCAUAAUCGUAAUUAAUGUCAGUUAUAAUAAUAAUUCCUUAGUCAACAGCUGUAUAAUUAACGAUUUCCAUUCGUGAUGUUACAAUAUAUAUACACUUAUAAAGCUUCAAGUGAGGAAACUCAAACUAUUAUCUUUAUUCUGCCCUGCGUGUGAAAAAAAUCUAGGUGACAUUUCGUGGAGAGUCUGAAGGGAUUAUAUCAGCUGUCUAGCCUUCCCCAACGUGGCGCCCUCCGUAUGUUUUGGACUUCAACUUCCAUCAUGCUGUGGGGAUAUGCCAAUUAGGAUUGAUGCGGGUUGGAGUCCAAAUCAUCUGAAAGGCAUCAGGUUGGCGAAGUCUGGUUCAUAUUGUUUCCUUAUCCCAAAACACAUGAGCAUAGCUAAAAGUGCCAUCCUUUGUGGGGGGGGAACCAAAUAUUAUUGGAGCACCUUUGUUCACGUGCCUGCUGUGUUUAUAUACGAAGCAGGUGGUGCUGGGCUUUUUAAUUUUAAGAAAAGAAGGAUACACAGGUGAGAGAACUAAACCUUCUCCCUCCCUUUAUCUGCCUAUGUUUUGCUGUUAUGGGCAUUUUGCUCCCAGCCUAUUCCCAAGCUGAACUGGGAGAAAAUUACCUGAAGCCAAAAGAGAACAAGGGAGAGGUAAGGGUUCAGCUUCCCUUUUCAUUUUGAGGCUCUCCACCUUCCACUGUAUUAAUAGGUGGUCCUGAUGCAUGUGCAGCAAGCGUGUGCAAGUUAUGGUGGACAAUACUGAGCUACAUGGACCAAUGGACUGAGUUGGUAUAAGGCAGCUUCCUCCUGUUUUCCCAUUGCAGCGGAAUGCUGCUUGGAAGAGAACGCAGUGGGACUUAGGAAUUGGGAGGAGAUUCGCAUAUGAGAGUCCUUCUUUUCAGUACACUCCUUGGGAUGAUGUAACCUGGCCAUGGACCAAAGGUUCAGGAGUGUUUAUUCAGCAAGGCCUCGCAAACAGCAUUCCUUCUGCGGCGGAGGCUGCUCCAUGUGUCCGUCGGUCGAAACAGGAAGUCCUCGUUUUUCAAGCUUUACAUUCCAUUAGCUGCUUCAGGGGGAAGCCCUGCGCUAGAUGCUCCCUGCUUUCCAAGUUGCGAGCUUCCCCCGUCUCUGGCUUGGGAAGGGCUAGAUUUUAAAUAUUUUAUUGCCCAUUUUUGCACCUUGAAAUGGGACGAGCGUCCGUUGUUACACCAACUGAUGUGGUUGGAUUUACAGGCCGGCUGUGUGUUCCCCUAGCAAAGAGCUCUUCUUGCUAAUGUCAUAGCAUCCCGGUUUCUUGCGCAUUCUUAACUGAACGUUUUAGAAACCAGACCCUGGGUUUAGGACUCUUGACCUUCUGUCUAUAGAAAAGAUGCCACAACAUUCUUGCAGGGUGCUGGCAGAAAAAUGCCUUAGAAGGCUGCUCUUCAGACCGUUUUCCUGCCUGUAUUGUCAGAGUGAAACGUCCUUUCUACCUGGCCGGGGAUCUAGUGGAGGAGAGGCCUGCUCCCCGCCCCCCAUGUGCUGAGCCCUACAUUAUUUGGAGCACUGGGGAUUGUAUUUGAUUUUUACACCUUUUGAUACUCUAGAACAGGCAUCCCCAAAGUCAGCCCUCUGGAUGUUUUGGGACUACAACUCCCAUCAUCCCUAGCUAACAGGACCAGUGGUCAGGGAUGAUGGGAAUUGUAGUCCCAAAACAUCUGGAGCGAUGAGUCUGGGGAUGCCUGCUCUAGAACAUAAGAAGAACCCUACUGUUGCCCCACACCAACUGGCAGUUUAAAAAGUAAUCAUAGUAGUUCACUUAGCUGAUGUGAUUACCGUAUUUUUCGCACCAUUGGACGCACAUUUUCCCCUCCAAAAAUGAAGGGGAAAUGUGUGUGCGUCCUAUGGGGCGAAUGCAGGCUUUUGCUGAAGCCUGGAGAGCGAGAGGGGUCAGUGCGCACCCACCCCACAAGCUCUCCAGGCUUCAGGAAGCUCUGCGCAACCCUCGGGAGACCGACUCUGAGGGUUGCGCAGAGCUGCCUGCAGUCCCGGGCUCAGCGCAGCUCUGCGCGGCCACCGGGAGCCGGGCGCGAAGUCCCGCCCAGCUCCGGAUGGCCGCGCAGAGCUGCCUGCAGUCCCGGCUCAGCGCAGCUCUGCGCGGCCACCGGGAGCCGGGCGCGAAGUCCCGCCCAGCUCCGGAUGGCGGCGCAGAGCUGCCUGCCGUCCCGGCUCAGCGCAGCUCUGCGCGGCCACCGGGAGCCGGGCGCGAAGUCCCGCCCAGCUCCGGAUGGCGGCGCAGAGCUGCCUGCCGUCCCGGCUCAGCGCAGCUCUGCGCGGCCACCGGGAGCCGGGCGCGAAGUCCCGCCCCACUCCCGAUGGCCGCACAGAGCUGCCUGCAGUCCCGGGAUCAGCGCAGCUAUGCGCGGCCACCGGGAGCAGGGCACGAGUCCCGCCCCGCUCCCGGAUGGCCGCGCAGAGCUGCCUGCCGUCCCGGCUCAGCGCAGCUCUGCGCGGCCACCGGGAGCAGGGCACGAGUCCCGCCCCGCUCCCGAUGGCCGCGCAGAGCUGCCUGCCGUCCCGGCUCAGCGCAGCUCUGCGCGGCCACCGGGCGCGAAGUCCCGCCCCGCGCCGGAUGGCCGCGCAGAGCUGCCUGCAGUCCCAGGAUCAGCACAGCUCUGCGCGGCCACCGGGAGCCCGGCGCGAGUCCCGCCCCGCUCCGGAUGGCCGCGCAGAGCUGCCUGCAGUCCCGGGAUCAGAGCAGCUCUGCGCGGCCACCGGGAGCCGGGCGCGAAGUCCCGCCCCGCUCCGGAGGUCAGCGCAGAGCUGCCUGCCGGCCCGGGCUCCGCGCCGCUCGGCGCGGCCACCAGGAGCCGGGCGCGAAGUCCCGCCCCGCUCCGGAUGGCCGCGCAGAGCUGCCUGCAGUCCCAGGAUCAGCGCACUUCUCCCCAUCGCCAGCCCCACAAGCUCGGGGGACAGCGGGGAGGCAGAGCGCACCUUCCCGCUGUUCCCCGACCUAGUUCUUCCAGCCCCGCACCUGGGGGGGAAAUAAAAAUAUUUUUCUUUAUUUCCCCCCAAAAAACCUAGGUGCGCCCUAUGGGCCAGAGCGUCCUAUGGAGCGCAAAAUACGGUAAUGCUCAUUUAUAGCCCUGGCCUCCAUGAAUUUGUCUAAUCCCUUUUUAAAGUUCCUUCUAAACUAAUGGCUUAUUUAUAUUAUUUAUUACGUUUAUAUGUCACAUUUCUCUUCCAAGAAGCUCAGGGUGGUGCACAUGGUUCUCCUCUUCCCCAUUUCAUCCUGACAACAACUCUGUGAGGUGAAUUAGGGUAAGAGAUAGUGACUGGUCCAAGGUCACUCAGUGAGCUUCGUGGCCGAGCGGGAAUUCGAACCCUGCUCUCCCAGGUCCUAGUUCCACACUCUAACCGUUACACCACACUGGCUCUCUUGUAACGCUGAAUCCCAUAAGUUGAUGAUGCACUUUCUGAAUAAAUACUCCAUUGGUUUGUGCUGAAUUUGCUCCCGAUCAGUGUCAAGGGGUGAUCUAAAAUAGUGGGAAAGAAGGAUAAAUCUCCCCCCCCCAACACACACAUCAUACAUAAUUUUAGAAAUUUCUAUCAUGCUCCCCAAGCACCUGGCCCUAGAUGCUAGUAGGAUCUAUUAAUAAUUAUUGAUGGUUAUUUUUUAGAAGUCUCUUUUCACUCUCCUGGACCAUAACAACUUUUUUUUUAAAAAAAGUUAACUGUUUACAAAUACUUGUCACAAACCUGUACGUGCUUUGUUUUUUUGUUUUGUUUUUACAUCUUUUCCCUCCAUAGCAAAUUCUAUCAAGGUGGAAAUGUACAGUGAUGAAGAAUCAAGCCGGCUGCUGUCGCAUGACGACCGGCUCAUUGAAAAAGAGGACAGCGUGAUUGUGGAGGAUUCUCUCUCUGAGCCACUCGGCUACUGUGACGGGACAGGGCAAGAGCCACAUUCCCCUGGCGGCAUCCGGCUACCCAACGGCAAGCUGAAAUGUGAUAUCUGUGGGAUGGUGUGCAUUGGCCCGAACGUACUGAUGGUGCACAAGCGCAGCCACACCGGUGAGCAGGCAUGGCUGCUGGUAACCGUAAGGGCUGAUGCAUGAGCUUUGCGCUUGUAUAGUGCUUUAAGUCUCAAUGGUCUAAAAGGUUCUAUGUGUCACACUCAGGCUCUUUAGCCUAAUAAGGCUCUGAACCGCUUUAUAGCUCUUUCCUUACAAGACUGGGUGUUAGAUCAAUCCAGGUGCAUUCAGAGUACUUCACACAUCCACGUGUCAUGCUAAACCAUGGUUUUCUGCAAGAUGCAUGAGCUGGGAGCACUCAUGCUUGCUCCUGAACAGCUCCAUGGAGGACCUAGGGGGACAGUGUUAAAUGAAAUAAUUGUGCUAGCACAAGGAUUGGCACUAGCAGAAUGGGACUUCCUCCCUCUCCUCUUCCAGAGAGUUGGAGGAUUCCCCAGAAUGGAUUUAGGAAGUGGGGGGGGGGAGCAGAGGGGAAGAUAGUUCUGCUGCGCAAUGAGAAAUCCUUGCCCCAAUGGAACUGUCCACUUAGGUUAAAAAAAAGGAAAGGACCCCUCGACAGUUAAGCCCAGUCAAAAGAUGAAUAUGGGGUUGUGGUGCUCAUCUCACUUUCAGGCCGAGGGAGCCAGCGUUUGCCCACAGACAGCUUUCCGGGUCAUGUGGCCAGCAUGACUAAACCACUUCUGGCGCAACGGGACACUGUGAUGGAAACCAGAGCGCAUAGAAAUGCUGUUUACCUUCCUGCCACAGUGGUACCUAUUUCUCUACUUGCACUGGUGUGCUUUUGAACUGCUAGGUUGGCAGGAGCUGGGACCGAGCAACGGGAGCUCACCCCAUCACGGGGAUUUAAACCGCCAACCUUCUGAUCGGCAAGCCCAAGAGGCUCCAUGGUUUAGGCCACAGUGCCACCUGCACCAUUUAACACUACACUGAAUACAACCCCGAGUCUGUUUGCUUCCUUUAAACUCAGUUUAUCAGCAUGUUUGAACUGGGGGUCAUGGUUCAUCAGUGAAAGCAAGGAUCGAGGCUAACCUUUCUGGAUACUCAUCCCAAUGCGCUCCUCUUCUUCUUCCUAGGUGAGAGGCCAUUCCAUUGCAAUCAGUGCGGUGCCUCCUUCACCCAAAAGGGCAACCUCCUGCGCCACAUCAAGCUGCACUCGGGCGAGAAGCCCUUCAAAUGUCCCUUCUGUAACUAUGCCUGUCGGAGGAGAGACGCACUCACGGGGCACCUCCGAACACACUCAGGUGGGUCACGAGGCACUUCUGCUCUAGUUCAGUUUUAUGGGUAUUUUCUUUUCUUUAUUGUCCCAUUGUUUUAUGUACAGUGUUUAGAAAUGUAUAUAAUUAAGCAGCACCAUAUUUCUCACUCCAUAAGACGCACCUGACCAUAAGACGCACCUAGUUUUUGGAGGGGGAAUGCAAGAAAAAAAAGAUUCUUUAAAGGGAGCGCUGAGCAGAGCCUAUAUGCAUCCCAGGCUCUGCUCAGCGCUCCCUUUCACGAGCCAUGCGGAGCGUGUGUGCGGCGCUUGCAGGCUUUUCCCUCCGUGCGGUUCUUUAAAGGGAGCACGGCUAUCCCUGGCUUUUGCGGGAGGUGGGGGAAGGGACAGAGCGGGCGGCAUGCUCUGUCCCUUCCCCCACCUCCCGCAAAAGCCAGGGAUAGUUGCGCGAAGCCUCCGCAGGGCAGCGGGAUGAAGGCUCCCCGUGCCCUGUGGAGGUUUUGCGCGGCUAAGCCAGAAGCUAGAACAGCAAGAGGGAGCGUGCCAUUUACACCACAAAGAACUCAUAACCCACCUGCUCUCAGCAGCCAGAAACACCAUAACCAGACACUGGAGAGACCUGUCAGGAGUAAGCAUGGACCAAUGGUACCAAAUAGUAUGGGAAACAGCCCUACUAGAAAAAUUAACUAAUAAACUGAAACUGACACGGGGACAAACAGAAGAAGACGCCUUCACCCGGUAUGGCUCCCUUUAUCACAUACACAGCCCAACAGGACAAUGACAAUAAUCCACCAACAGCAUACAAAUCAAUAUGGCUAACCUGAUCCAAAACACCCACCCACCUCAUUCACACACGAAAAUAAAGAUCACCACAGCCAAUCACAAGCAAACAAUCACACCCUAGGCCAACCCCAACCUCUCUCACCACCAAAGGAACACAAGUGAACAACACAAGCAACGCUGACACCAAACUCUGCAUACAUUAAACAUAAUAGAAACACCGCCACCCGACCCCACCCCAUCCAUCUUCCUCUCUCCACCCCCCUUUUUCUUUUUUCAUUUUUCUUCUCCCCCUAAUGCCUCAACAAAUGAAACGGAUUUGUAAAAAUGUUACAUGAAAAAAAAAUACGAGGCACUACACUUCUGUAAAACAAGAAAAUCCUUAAUAAAAUAUUUUAAAAAAAAAAAAGCAAGAGGGAGCGUGGCGCAGCGCUCCCUCUCACUGUUCUGGCUUCUGGGAUAGCCGCGCAGCCUGCAUUGGCUCCAUAAGACGCACACACAUUUACCCUUACUUUUUAGGAGGGGAAAAGUGCGUCUUAUAGAGCGAGAAAUACAGUAUAUAAAUUUCUUAGACAAAAAAUAAAUAGUUAUAGCAAGGUAGGCCUUGGUGGGUUGGUAGAACUAUCUCUUGCUCUUUGCCCUCGGCCCAAACCUCUGCUUGUUGGAGUCACCUCUUCUUAAAGGGAGGUAGACCACAGUGACCACCCAUGUCAAGCUUCAGGGAAGCCCUCCCCCGGUGGCAGCCAAAAAGCAGAUAAAAAGGAAUAGUUCUUACCAAGUAAUUUAUUCAGUAUUCACAGAGAGAGACGAAGGAAUGCAGUCUCUAUUAAAUAAUGGCAUUGCUCCGAGUAAAUUCCAACCCAUUCCAUCUCUCCUAUUCUACAUCAUCCCUGCGCCGGCUAAUUUGAGUUUUCUGCCUGUGAGCUUUCUGUUCUACUACUCUGAAUACCAUCCUAGUCCUGGGAGAGGGGGGCUUAGGAACGCUUUCCAAAGACACUGAGUCUGUCAGCUGUCGCGCCCCCGGUGCUGCUUCUUCCUGCUGUUCCUCUCCCAACAUUUCUCAGCUUUUCCACUCUGCAGCCUCUGAACUAUGUCCUUCUGCAAACCACUGUUCUAAAUCUACCGUAUUUUUCACCCCAUAGGACGCACCUAGAUUUUUGGGGGGGAAAUAAAGGAAAAAAAAUUAUUUCCCUCCCCAGGCACGGGGCUGGGGCGGGGGAAGCCCAAGCUUCCCCAGCCCCUAGAAUGGGACCCAGAGCGAUGCCGAAGCUGCGUGCAGCUUUGGCAUCGCUCUGGGAGCUUGCGGGGCUGGAGGAGGGGGGAGCCCGAGCUUCCCCCUCCCCCUCCCCCAGCCCCCAGAACGGGACCCAGAGCAAUGCCGAAGCUGCUUGCAGCUUUGGCAUGGCUCUGAGAGCUUGCGGGGCUGGAGGAGGGGGAAGCCCUCCGCCAGCCUUCUAACCAAGUUGGGGGGCAGCAGGAGAGGCGCACUGCGCCUCUCCCGCUGUCCCCUGAGUUUGCGGGGCUGGCGAUGGGGAGGAGCAGGCUUCUCCCCCCCGCCAGCCUUCUUUUUUCAUAAUUGAUAUUUAUUGAAUUUUCAAAAAAUAACAACAAAAAUUUCCAAAAAAAAAUUUAAGGAUACAAAAAACAAAAAUAGUACAUAAACAAAAAAGAAAAGAAAACCCAGCCGCAAAGAAAAAAAAAAGAGAAACAAAAAAACAAAAAUAUAAAGUCCUUUACAAUCUCUAUUGACUUCCUUUCUAGACUUCCUCCUCCUCCCCUCUUUUGUUUCUUAAUUUUUAAUUUUUACAGCAAAUCCUUUCUGUUUUUUCAUAACAAUCUGUCAUUACAUUUCCUUAUUCUAUUUUCCCUCUUGUCAUAUAAAAACUUUAAAACUCAUAGCUUAUAUUCAAUAUUUACCAAAUUCUUGCAUCAUUACCUUUUACGAAUCAUUUACCAAUCCUUACUUAAGCCAUGUAAUUUCAUUCAACAUCCUUCAAACAUUUGUAAGCAUUCCCAAUAUUAAAAAAGAAAAAAGAAAAAAUAAUAAGUCAAAUUCAGUUCAGUCAGCUUCCAACCUCCCCUCCCCUGGACCCGGGAUUAUCAGUCCUUUUAAUCUCGAUAAUCCGGCUCCUUAACCUGGUUGUCUCGUAUCCGAGGCCCUCAAGUCUCUUUCUUGCCCCUUUCGCCACUCUUGUUGAUGAUUCCUUUCCAGUCGUGGAUGCUCCAGCAAGAAAAUGCUUUUGACCCUUUGCAGCAAGUCCAUCCCAAACCCAUUGCCCAAGCCAGACAGCAAAUAAUACCACUUCAAAUUUCCACAAAGCUUGGAGACUUCGGCUACUCCAAUCCUCUGAUAGCCCAUCACCAGAUUCGGAAAGUCCAAAUAACCAUAUGGAGGGGGGUCGAUCCAUCCCCCCAUUUCCAAAUCUGACCACAUUUCAUCUUUCCGAAUCUGGUUUGUCCCAAGUUCAUUUAUCAAGUUCAAAGGCUGAUCUUGCCCGUCCAAAGGUCCCUCCAUCUCUGAAGCCUCCGUCACUACAGCAGGUUCAUAUGCUUGUAUAGCCUUUAACUGAAUUUCAUUUGUUUGCUGCUGUGCUCUGGUAACUUCCAUCAUCAAGGUCGUCUCCUGACGCAUCUGGUCCAGCUGGGCACUUAGUUUUGAAAAACCUUCCAGGAACAAUUGUUCAAGCCUUUGUACUAGCAUUGUCCUUCAAGGUCAAAGAAAAUUCUUUCCCACGAAAAUAGUCCAAUAGUCCUUCUCUUUUAAUCUCUCUGCGUUGUAAUUUCACUAAAUUCCACUAGAUGGAAUUUUUUUUUUUUAAAGGAAUAAAAGCAACAGCAACAAUCUUUCUUUUCCAGAAACACUUUAUCCAAAAUUCCCCUUCCAAAUUCAAGAGGCAACAGUAGAAUCAAAAUGUUACCCUUCUUUUAACUAACUGUCGAGCUGGAUAAACUUCAGAACGUCAAUUCUGACAGCCCGCUCCUGGUUCAGGGCGGUGGAAAAUUGCUUUAUUUUAAACUCACUUCCGCAGGAUUGAAAAGUCCAAAUACAACCCCUUCUUCUCCUGCAGUCAAAGGGGGUCUAGAAAUCUUAGAUGUUGAAUUCUAGUUCUCUUAGAAUUUAAUUUUCAAGCUUUAGUAUAUUUUGUCUUUGCUUUCUUCACAUAACAAAAGAACGGAAGGCGACUUCCUGUUUAGACCUUCCCAUUCCGAGUCCCAAUUAAGUUCAAUUUCAAGUCCAAUAUUAUUUGUUUAUUCACCAGUCUUAAAAGUGGUUCAACUCUUCCAAGAUCAGGUACUCACGGAUAGAUAUUUUAGAUGCCAAAUUGUCCAGGAAAAGGCAGCGCUCUCCGAUAACGGCAGUGCGGCUUUGCUGCAUGGAGGAAGCAGACGACUCACAGCACCACGCACCUCCCACUCCGGAGCCCGUUACCGGGCUCCUGUACCAGGGGAGAGCGCUCUCGGUCCCCGCGGCGGCCCCCGUCCACAGGCUUCUGCCGCCUGGGGUUUUUGUGGGUCCCCGCUCGGCCGUAGCGGCUGGCCCCAAGCCUCCGUGCAGCGGGUUCCCUUCAGUCCGAAGGGAAUUCCGCCAUUUUCCGGAGGCGCCACCCCGGAAGUCCCCCCCCCCCGCCAGCCUUCUAACCAAGUCGGGGGACAGCGGGAAAGGCAUGCUGCGCCUCCCGCUGUCCCCCGAGUUUGCGGGGCUGGCGAUGGGGAGGAGCAGGCUUCUCACCCCCGCCAGCCUUCUAACCAAGUCGGGGGACAGCGGGAAAGGCGCGCUGCGCCUCCCCGCUGUCCCCCGAGCUUGUGGGGCUGGCGGUGGGGCUCUCCUGAAGCCUGGAGAGCGAGAGGGGUUGGUGCGCAUCUCUCUCCAGGCUUCAGCGAAAGCCUGCAUUCGCCCCAUAGGAUGCACACACAUUUCCCCUUCAUUUUUGGAGGGGAAAAAGUGCGUCCUAUAGGGCGAAAAAUACGGUAUACUGUCCUCCUGUUCUCGGGAAGGUUCAGGAGAAGGUGGGGACAGCCCCCACCAUUCCACCUCAGUCCAGCCCCUGGCAACCCACAGCCAUCCAACCAUUCCGUUCCAUCACCUCCAGUGCCUGCCUUCUAAUCUGGAUCCACCCAUUUAUGAUUUCUUUCUCUCUAACAGAUGUUAUUUACUUGUUACAUCUGUAUCCCACCCUUCCUUCAACUCUGAAGGUGGAACUGUCUUCACACCAUUCUCUGGUUUUUAGGAACAUUCCCGUCAUUCAGGUUCUUCUCUAACUGACCCUGGAAAUCUUCAUAUUGUUGACUCCGCAUUAUCUUAAUGGCAGUUUUAUCAAGCUUUACCUGUUGGUCCUAGUAAUCUCUUAGAUUGAGCCUACUCUGUCCUUAAUCCUAUGGAUUAACAUGACCUCAUGUUGCACCUGAAUAAAACCUCAAUUGCAGCAAUUAAAGUUCAGCUGAAGAUCUGUAUAAGUUCUCAAAGUUGUGACUUAUAUAAAAGGCGGCGGGGAAUGAAUAUCUAAACAAAAUUCUUAAACUUAGAAUCUACUUCAGUAGGAAAGGAAUUACAUUGAAAAUAAAACUUAGCGUAUUUUGUCAUAGCAUAUUUAUGCAAAUCUAUGGUUCAGCCACACCUAGAAUGCUGGGCAUGUAAUUCUGGACACCACUCCUCAAAAGGGAUAUUUUUAAAAAUGAGAAAUUAAGUUUAAAAGCAACCAAAAUGAUCAAGGCACUGGAGCAACUCCUUUAUAAGAAAAAGGUUACACUGUUUGGGACUUUCUAGCUUAGAAAAAAGACAUGGGGUAGGGAAGCAAAUGAGGAGAUUGCUCAGUUGGUAGCGUAUGAGAUCUCAAGGUCGUGGGUUUGAGCCCCACACUGGGCAAAAAGUUUCCUUCAUUGCAGGGGGUUGGACUAGAUGACCCUCACGGUCCCUUCCAACUCUACAAUUCUAUGAAAGUAGUGAUAGCUGCCAGCUUGGAUGGAUUUAAAAGGAGAAUAAGACUAUCAGUGGCUACUAGUCAUGACAGGGGUUAUAUUUCCUUCCGUAUCAGUGUAGUAUUCCUCUGUUACUACAAUUUAGUCCUGCUUGCAAUUUUUUUCCAUAGGCAUCUGGUUGGCCAUUAUGGGAAAGAGAUUGCUGGAUCAUUUAGACCAGGGGUCAGCAAACUUUUUCAGCAGGGGGCCAGUCCACUGUCCCUCAGACCUUGUGAGGGGCUGGACUAUAUUUUUUGGGGGAAAAUAUGAACGAAUUCCUAUGCCCCACAAAUAACCCAGAGAUGCGUUUUAAAUAGAAGGACACAUUCUACUCAUGUAAAAACACGUCUCCAGGCUGGAUUGAGAAGAUGGUUAGGCCGCAUCCGGCCCCCGGGCCUUAGUUUGCCUACCCAUCAUUUAGACCUUUGGGCUGCUUUUAUUCUCUUAUCUUGCACUGCUGGAUCCAACUCCUUGCUGGCUUUCUGUGGGUUACUGGUUUGUCAAUAGGGUGCCUUAUUUGUGUAGAGAUGUGUAGGAUUUGUGUGGACGGUUGGCAUGAAGAUGGACUGGUGAGUUUGUCAUCAGCCUCUUAACCCACGAUACUUGUGAUGUGGCUCUUUAAAUUUAGUCUAAGGUUUUUUACUGUAGCAGUUGGCGUGCCGUGAGCGGGGGGGGGGGGCAGAGGGGGCAGGAAAGAGAGAGGGAAAUCUGCCCACCUGCUGAGCAUAUAUUAUUUUCUCUUAGCUUCUAUUUCUGCAGUGCUUUGGGGCUUUUUAACACAAACAAAAUUCUUCUCUCACGCGCCGAACUUCCCUCCCUGAAAAAAAAGUUUCUUUUUGCAUUAUUUAGGAAGCCCUAGUUAGCUAUUUUGUGAGCAAAGGAGAUCAGCAUGUUGUUGUCAUCCCCCCCCCCCCGCAAGCUUGCAUGGAAGUUGAGGGAUGCCGUGGAAUCACGACAGCUCUCUUCACAGAUCACUGUGCAUUGCUGGGAUGCUGCUGCUCUGUGCCCCAAGGCCUCUGGCCUUCCUGAAGAGUCCUUCAGUCUGGAGCAAUCAAAAUCAGUUGUCACUUCCCCCAACCAGCUUCCGCUUGGGUGGUUCCUGGCGACAGUUCGCAGUGGCGACAGCUCCUCUGAUUCCGACCCUUCGGGGGGGGGUGCCAGUAGGUCUCCAUGGUGCUUAGUACGGGCUCAGAACUAUUUUGCACGUAUCGUUUUUUGAGACCGAGAGAGAACUUGCAGUUUGGGGGAUUCGCUCAGUCGCAAAACAAAAGGUGUUGGCAUUUGCCACCGAGUGAGACGCUGCCUCUGCAAAGAGCACUUUCGGGGUCAUCGUAUGCCGGAGCAUCAGAAAAUACCCUGAAGGGCCAGCCAGAUGGAUUGUGGGAGCUGACAUGAAACGUCAGCUAAGUCAAGGUCCUGCCUUCAGAGGAAGACUGCCUCACCUGAUAAAGAACCAGGCUGUAAUCUUUAGCCGCCACAACCCUGCUGAAAAGUUUGUUAACGCAGAAGAGUUUUGUCAUCUGAGGUUCCAGAUAGGUUUGGGGAAAUAUCUCUGUUCAGCCCCAGUAGACCAGAUGCUCAGGAAUUUUCUUAGAACAACCUUCUUAAAUACAAACAAUGGGCCAUCAUGGAAGUGCUAAGCCUUAGCAGCUAAGGUGGUAUCCCAUCCUACCUCUCUGCUUCCAUUUCUCUCUUUUCCUCAAUCCUAAUUAGGUGGCAAACCUGUGCCUGGCCUGUACCACUUGUGACUGCUGGUGGGGGCUCAUGUGACUGCUCCUCAGUGCCAAACGCUAGACUUGUCCCUGACAUGCAUGUUUUCUGUGUGCAGGGAAUGUCUUUGUAUUGAGGUAUCUCAAGGAGCCCUAAGCCAACCUGAAGUAUACUUAUUAGGGGAUGCUACAACUGCUUGCUAAUUUCCUGUACCCAAUUGUACCAUUUUUUCAGACACUGAAAUGAAAUAUCCCAGAGUGCAGAAGUAGGUAGGAUUGUCAUUUGACUUCCUUUUUUAUCCUUUUGUACAUGUCUCUUUCCCACUCCCCAUCUAUUUAAAACUGUGCUUGUCCCAAAAGGCUCAGGGUGGAAAACUGUAUCUGAGGCCUAACAAGACAAGUGUACCCUUGUUCCCAAGGCUUAUAGUAUAAAACUGUGUUUCACUGAGAUUCCCUGCUAGUCAAAGGGCAAACCUAAGCCCAGAAGAAGGCUAAACACCAGCAGCUGGUUAGCUGAACUGCUACAAUUGCUGUUAUUCAGUAUAUAGUUAAAAAGGUAAAAGACCCCUGGACGGUUAUGUCCAGUUAAAGGCAACUAUGGGGUGCGACGCUCAUCUCACUUCAGGCUGAGGGAGCCGGCGUUUGUCCACAGACAGCUUUCCGGGUCAUUUGGCCACCAUGACUAAAUCACUUCUGAUGCAACGGAACACCGUGACAAGUGCCGGAGCACACAGAAACACUGUUUACCUUCCCACUGCAGCAGUACCUAGUUAACUUGCUUUGGAACUGGGACCAGAGACACGGGUGGCUCUGUGGUCUAAACCAUUGAGCCUCUUGGGCUUGCUGAGCAGAAGGUCGGCGUUGGAAUCUAUGCGAUGGGGUGAUCUCCCGUGGCUCCGUCCCAGCUUCUGCCAACCUAGCAGUUCGCAAGUAUAUGAACACGAGUAGAUAAAUAGGUAUUGCUGCGACGGGAAGGUAAAUGGCAUUUCCGUGCACUCUGGCACUCGUGCACCAGUAGCGAUUUCAUCAUGACCCGGAAAGCUGUCUGUGGACAAAUGCCUGUUCCCUCGGCCUGAAAAGCAAAAUGAGCACCGCAACCCCAUAGUCACCUAACCAUCCAGGGGUCCUUUACCUUUUUUAUUAAGUAUAUACAUGACAGUUAGCUAUUAUGGCUGUUCUCUAAGGGUCCCUAGGGAUUUUAGUGCCAUGGCUAGAGAUCAGAGAGAAAGAACUACGGGCACCUCCCCAUACACACAUGUGCACACAAAAGUACAAUUCUUAAUUCCACCACAAUUUUGAUGGAAGCAUUUUUCUUUUUUGGAAAUGCUUUAAGCAAAUUUAGAAUGUGAGUCAGUAGCAGACACGGGGGUGGGGUGGGGGUGGGGCAAAGCCUGCUGGAUCAGACCAAUGACCCAUCUAGACUAGAAUCCUGGUGGCCAGUGGGUGCCUCUAGGAAGCACUCAAGCAAGGCUGAGCACAACAGCACCCUGCUCAACUGCAAUUGGUUGACUAGCAACUGGUACUCAGAGACAUUCAGCAACAGUGAAGGUGGAACACAGCCAUCAUGACUAGUAACCAUUGAUCACUUUAUCCUCCAUGAAUUCGUCUAAUUCUCUUUUAAAGCCCCACCAUACCGUGUGCUGCUGAUGUGUAGUGUGCAAUAUAUCUGCCAACUUUGCAGUGUUCUGUGCAUGUGGCAGCCCCAGAACAUAGCUUAAAUUAUGGCCUCCUUAUGCCAUUUAGAGGGACGUGGGUGGCGCUGUGGGUUAAACCACAGAGCCUAGGACUUGCCGAUCAGAAGGUCGGCGGUUCAAAUCCCCACGACGGGGUGAGCUUCCGUUGCUCGGUCCCUGCUCCUGCCAACCUGGCAGUUCGAAAGCACAUCAAAGUGCAAGUAGAUAAAUAGGUACCGCUCCAGAGGGAAGGUAAAUGGCGUUUCCGUGCGCUGCUCUGGUUCGCCAGAAGCGGCUUAGUCAUGCUGGCCACAUGACCCGGAAGCUGUACGCCGGCUCCCUCGGCCAAUAAAGCGAGAUGAGCGCCGCAACCCCAGAGUCAGCCACGACUGGACCUAAUGGUCAGGGGUCCCUUUACCUUUACCUUUUACGCCAUUUAAUCAUGCACUAGUUGAGUUGGAUAACCCAUGCAUUCUUUCAUCAAACCACUUGAAAUUAACAUUUACAUUGCCAUAGGCCGUUUGUGUAACGGAACCCUAUCCUGAACCUUCUUAGCUUUUCAGAGAAGUUGUUUCUAGCUUACCUACCCUUUUGAUUAUUGCAGAGUCUGGAAAGCGUAUUACUAUCUCCGGUGUACCUUGAUGUUCUUGUUAUCCUUAUCGCUGGUUCAUCCCUUCAAUUCCUGCUAAGAUGUUGAUAUCCCCAGGCAGGGAAAUCUGCAGGAGAACAGUUUUGCAUUAUGUAACAAAGAGGAAUAGAUACAUGUACAGAUGCCAGUAUAUGUUGGCUUGAAUUUCUAGUCCCCCCCUGACAGUUUUGGGCAGUGUAUUAUAACUAAAAACUCAAAUUCAAAAUGGCAAAUCAAAAGACAAGGCAUAGCUGUUAAAUCCUGCCCUUCCAACUUAGGGGUUCCCACUGAAAGCCUGCUCAGAUUAGAAAGCGUUACUGUAGGGCUUUUGAAAGACCUAUGAAAGUCCACAGUGGGAGUAUUCUAGAUCAAGGGAAUGUAAGAGAGUAAAGGGAAGAGUAGGUCUCUUUGGUAAGCUGGGCUGAAGCCAUUAAGCCUCCAGAGGCAACAGCUUCCUAAUUACUUGCACAGCUUUUGUCCUGAGAGCUAGAGAGAGGAGUCUAUAGCCUGGGCUUCUAUAAUCUGCACCCCAGAAAUCCAGAGCCUGUGCCGAAAACAAUUUAAAUUCUGUGCUUUGCACGAUUUAUGCAAAAUCAUGUUGUACAGUCAUACCUAGGGUUGAAGUAGUUUCAGGUUAAGCAUUUUCGGGUUGUGCUCCGUGGUGACACGGAAGUAACGGAGCGCGUUACUUCCGGGUUUCGCUGCAUGCACAGAUGCUCAAAAUGACGUCGUGCGCAUGCACGGAAGCGGCAAAUCGCGACACGCACAGACACGGGUUGCGUUCACUUCAGGAUGCGAAUGGGGCUCCGGAAUGGAUCCCGUUCGCAUCCAUAGGUACCACUGUACAAUAUAUUCAUGCCGUGAAGGCAAAGACUGAAGUGAGACUACAUCUGAGGUCUAAAGGAUUCAAGUGGGCACAGUAUAUACUAAUGCACACAUGCCUCCCCAGCCCCCGGAAAGCCUGGCCCAGAAAUUUCAUGUAGGCAUCUGAGAUGCUGCUUACAUGUUUCUAGGUUUGCUUAAGCAAAAAGAAAAGGCAGGUUCAGACUCCAGUGCAGACAGCCAUCUUCAUGUCUCCACUGUCUUUAGCGACAUUGUAGUUUUGGAGAUCUUUACUUAAUCUGUGCACGCGUAGAACUUGAAUCCCUGCUUUGGUCCUUUUGGUUUGUUGCCUACCUGACUGUGAAAAUAAGCUUGAGUGUGUGUGGAUAGGCGAUGCCUGGUGAAAUAGGGAGAAGAGAAGAAGGUAUCUCAGUGGUCUGGAGGUGAGGGUUCACUGGCAUGUAUAAAGUUCCAUGUAGCAGAACAGAGUGUGUAAAAUAAGCAGAUGUAUGCAAAAGUGAUUAAUUUGCAUGCUUCGUGCAGGGCACAGAAUUGCGCUUUCUUGACUCAGCAUUUUAUUUACCUUAGCACAGAAUAUUCUCUCAAGUGCAUGGAGCAUGCAUAGCCUCGGGCUUGGCUCAAACCCCUGUGCUCUCAACCAGCAUGAGUUGAUGCUGUGCAUAUAAACCAGCUCAGCUGACAGCAUGUGCAGCUAUCAAGCAGCUUAAAAAGGUAAAUGAGCCAGUAUGCGAGGCACAGCUGAUACCAUUCUUUACUUUCUGCAGUGUCACCCUUGUUCCUAGAGUUAUGUCGGAGUCAGAUAUGUUUGGUCUUAACACUGUGUUUUGGUUGCUUAAGCUCCCUUCCCCUGAAAAUUGAUCUUAAAAUCAAACUAAUUCCACCCACCCCUUUUACUUACAGUGGUACCUCGGGUUACAUACGCUUCAGGUUACAUACGCUUCAGGUUACAGACUCCGCUAACCCAGAAAUAGUACCUUGGGUUAAGAACUUUGCUUCAGGAUGAGAACAGAACUCGUGCAGCGGCGGCGCAGCAGCAGCAGCAGCAGGAGGCCCCAUUAGCUAAAGUGGUGCUUCAGGUUAAGAACAGACCUCCAGAACGAAUUAAAUUCUUAACCCGAAGUACCACUGUACUUAGAAACAGCUCUUUUAAAGCAAUGGAUAUGUUCCUACCAUUUAAAAAAACCACUUUUCUGCUUGAAUAUCUCUGUGUGUGCUUAUUUAUCAUUGGUAUAUUCCAAGUCCUCCAACAGAAAACAGAACUGAAGACUGAAAAUUUCAGAACAUAGCUGAAGACAGGGUGGAGAAGAUACAGUGGACCUUUGGGUUGCGAACGUGAUCCGUGCGGGAGGCAUGUUCGCAACCCGCAGCACUGCGUCUGCGCACACGUGGGUCGUGAUUCGGUGCUUCUGCGCAUGUGCAAAGCACAAUUUAGUGCUUCUGCGAGUGCCAAAACCCGGAAGUAACCCAUUCUGGUACUUCCAGGUUUGGCGCGGUGCGCAACCUGAAGCAUCUGUAACCCGAGGUAUGACUGUACUGAAUUCUCAGGACCUUGCAGGCUACACUCCUGAGUUUGAUCCGUGCUCCGGAAGGACCGUGUGCCUCAACAACUCGCUGGUCUCCAAAGCCUGGCUAGUAACCUCAGCCCUGAUAGAAAUGCUCUAAUGGAGGCCCCUCUAGCGCUGUUGUUAUGUGGUGAGAUAGGGACGGUUAUGUGUCUUACGCCACAUCAGGAUAUUGUCACAUCUUGUUCUCUACUGGCUGGCCAUAACUUCCCACAGUUUCAGAAGGGUAUCCUUCUCAGGCCUGCCCAGUUGAACCUGGCAUCUUCUGCAUGCAGAUCGUAUGCUCUGCCACUGAGCCAUCAACAGCCCUUCCCUAAAUCUGUGUGCACAUUGGCACCUCUGCCCAAGAUCCUGAUAUUGGCUAGAGAAUACUGAGGAAAGUUAAGGCAGUAUGGUCUGCUCUAAGAGGAGAAAAAUGCUUAAGAGUCUGAUAAAUAUUGACAGAAACUCGCCUGCAGUUCCCUGCACAAAUGGUCAGUUUAGAAGGACCCUCAAGACUUCGACCUAGUUGUCUCCAGAAGCAUGCUUUUUCCAAGGCCUUCUGUUUCAUUAGUGUAAUUUCUGCGCCACCAGCCCUCCGUAUAUCACGGCAGAGAAUGAUGAUAAGCAGCUGUUGACGGAUAAAAUGUGCCAAAUCCUAACAUUUGUUUGUAAUAUCGAAGAAAAUUAAGGCUGUGCAGAAAGGCAGAUUGUUAAUACGAGGCAGAGAGGGUAUAUGAGUGAAAUGACAGUGUCCUCAUCACCAUUUGGAUUUUACGGCUGUAAAAAUAGCCUGUCCCACCUGGGGAAGGGGGAGCAAGGAAUAUAUUUCUUCUCCCCACCCCUUAACCUGACAUGUGUGUUUCAUGCUGUUCCCCUGGGUGAGGCAGUUGCUUUCAUCUUUGAAGAUCUGCCUCCAAAAAAGUGAGGAUUUAUAAACCAGAUCAAACGCAUCACAUCAGUUAGAAAUAGAUCAGAAGCUGCAUCUACACGUGGGAUCACUAGGAUGACUCUUCUCCCAUGGGGCUACCUCUCUUCGGUACACAACUCUCCUUUCUUUCUUUCUUUCUCUCUCUCUCUCAAUCCCCAACCCAGUAAACAAAUGCAUUUGGAAUUUGCAUUCAGCAGACCCAAUUCUACAGAAUUUUCUCUUCUCUCCCCUCCCCCUCCUCCCCAGGAUAUUUGGAGAGCAGACUGUCAGAAUUUAGUUCCCUGUUUUUAUAUAUGGAAUUUAAAGAUUGAAAGGGUCUUCUUGCCCAUAGAGGAAAUGCGGUUUUAAGUGAAGCACAACUUAACAGCACAGCUUAAAUGAGAAAGCACUCUUUUGAUUAGGUAUGACAACGGGCUUCCUUUAAAACAAACAGUACCAGGCGUUGCGUGUGUAGCUCAGAAAUAGAUGCACGGCUGGCCAGGAUUGUGUUACAGAGUCAGUGGCUCUUGCAAAUAGGGACCCACCUAGACCUUCUUUGCUGGGCUCUUAAAAACUCCCUGUCAGUAGGGAACAGAGUCCUAGUUGUGGGGUAACUCAUAUGCUGUAUGUCAGGUGUGGGGAGUGCCAGUUUCUCCCCUGAAGGCCACUUUCCUUAUGAAGUAAUUUGUUGGGUGCCGAAUGUCAUGGGUUGUUGGGGUUGGAUCUAAAAUUUUGCAGGGCCACCUGCCCCAUUCCUCCACAUGCCUGAACACUCAGUGGUAUUACCAUUGUACGGUUGACUUGUGGCAGAAGCCCAGAAGCCCACUUUGCAGAAUGAACAGGAGGGCUCCCAAACUCUGCAGAGCUGGCUUAUCGCACUUGGACCCUGUUAAGUCCAGAUACAAGAAUUACCUAAUUGCACCACUGCAUCCAUUAAUUUUCUUACACACACACACACACCUUCCUUCUUUAAGUGGGAUUAUUCAUGGAAUUGUACUGUGCUUCCCGUGUGCUCUGUGUGUCUCAGAAGCACAGAAUGAGAAUAAGGUUAUAUAUCCAGGAAGGCUGCACCUCGUUCUGCUUAAGAGAAGGCAGUGGAACACUUGCCAUUGUGAGUAUGGCAAAUUGGAUUGAAGACCCCUGAUCGUGACUCCUCAGUUUGGAAUUAGAAAGGCACUAAGCCAUUCCAGAAAUUACUUUUUCAGUAGCACACAAUUCAGUUCAGUUUCUGACAGACACCAGCUGGCUUAAGAAUUUCACUUAGAAGGCUUGUUGAAAGAGGGAUGUCAAAAGGGCAAUAGAGAAGGUCCCUUGCGUUAUAUAAAAUGGCAGGGAGUUCCAAAAGGCCAUCUCCAUUCCUAAAAACUUUCCCAGUUCAGUUUCUCUGUUUGUCUCAGUUGAGUCAAGAGGCAGAAAGUUAACCACCCCUCCCCUUUCAUUCUCAGUGCAUUGUGUAGGGCUAUUGAUCUUCACAAUUGUAUUUGACAUUGCACAGGCUCUGUGAGACGUCUUCCACCCUCCCCCCGCCAGCCUCAUUUUUUCCUUUUUUUGGUGAAUCUUUUCCUUUUCUAGCUUCUUCCCAGAAGUGUUUUUUUGUUUUUUAUCAGGCUGCUAGUUUUCAUGGUCCUGGUCUUCUCUUUCUCUUUCCUUCCCCCCUCCCUCCCUUCCUCACUCCCGAUCCAUGAUCGUCUUGCCCCCGGGGCUGGGCUGGAGGACUGCGAUAGCAGCCAGUAUGUUGUAAAAACCAUGAGCUGUUUUAUUUCACCACCACCACCAUUUACUAUGAAGAGCCUAAGGAUGUGCUGUACAGUGGUACCUCGGGUUACAUACGCUUCAGGUUACACACUCCGCUAACCCAGAAAUAGUACCUCGGGUUAAGAACUUUGCUUCAGGAUGAGAACAGAAAUCGUGCUCCGGCGACGCAGCAGCAGCAGGAGGCCCCAUUAGCUAAAGUGGUUCUUCAGGUUAAGAACAGUUUCAGGUUAAGAACGGACCUCCGGAACGAAUUAAGUACUUAACCCGAGGUACCACUGUAUUAGUUUUGAGAUCUGUCACUUCAUAGAUAAUUGGGAACUAGGUAAAGGUAAAGGGACCCCUGACCAUUAGGUCCAGUUGUGACCGACUCUGGGGUUGCGGCGCUCAUCUCGCUUCACUGGCCGAGGGAGCUGGCGUACAGCUUCCGGGUCAUGUGGCCAGCAUGACUAAGCCGCUUCUGGCGAACCAGAGCAGCUCACGGAAACGCCGUUUACCUUCCCGCUGGAGCGGUACCUAUUUAUCUACUUGCACUUUGAUGUGCUUUCGAACUGCUAGGUUGGCAGGAGCAGGGACCGAGCAAUGGGAGCUCACCCUGUCGCGGGGAUUCGAACCGCCAACCUUCUGAUCGGCAAGUCCUAGGCUCUGUGGUUUAACCCACAGCUAGGCCGGAAGUCAAACUCAUCAGCUGAGACUCCACUGUCUCCACUUGCUAGUAGUGGCUCUCCAGGACUUCAGGGAGUGGGGACAUUCCCAGCCCUUACCUGGAGAAGCUAGAAACUUCUGCAUUUAAAACAGAUGCCCUACCAUUGCGCUUCAGCCUUUCCCAAAUAUGUUGCGUGGACAAGGAACUUUAAAGAGUUCUGAAUUCUGCCUCUUUCGUGCCAUUUCUUCACCUUGAUGAUUCUGUUUCUCUGUGUGUAAAUCCUGGUCCAUGCUGGUCUCUCACAAAGUGUUGGUGCUGACCUUUAAAGGCCUAAAUGGCUGCGGCCCAGUAUACCUGAAGGAGUGUCUCCACCCCCAUUGUUCAGCCCAGACACUGAGGUCCAGCUCCGAGGGCCUUCUGGCGGUUUCCUCACUGCGAGAAGUGAGGUUACAGGGAACCAGGCAGAGGGCCUUCUCGGUAGUGGCACCCACCCUGUGGAACGCCCUCCCAUCAGGAAAUAAACAACUAUCUGACUUUUAGAAGACAUAUGAAGGCAGCCCUGUUUAGGGAAGUUUUUAACGUUUGAUGUCUUAUCGUGUUUUUAAUAUUCUGUUGGGAGCCGCCAGAGUGGCUGGGGAAACCCUCCCAGAUGGGUGGGGUAUACAUGAUAAAUUAUUGUUGUUGUUGUUGUUUGUUUAUUACUGUAUAACAUGCCAGCCUUCCAAAAAGUUUUAUCGCUUAUGUGCAGGGGUUCAAUGUGAAGAAUUUCCAGCAAAUAGGUACUGCCUGUUGCCCAGACUUUUCUUAUUGGGGAAACUUGCCAAAGGCUGAAACAUUGCUCCAUUUUACCAAAUCAGGUUUUUUUUUCAAUUGCACAAAAUGUUGCCCGCUAGUGGCUUCAUGUGACAGAGCUGUUGCGCCUGUGUUGCAUGGGCGCUGUGAAUGGUAUCUGGUGGCUGCUACAAUUGCACAAAUUGUCAUUUGGCUGGAGUGGGGAGUCCAUGAAAAGAUAAACAGCAUUGCAAAGAGAAAACUAAAAGCAUGGCCCAUAGGAAGAAAAUCCAAAAUUCAUAUCAGGGCAAAACCUUUAUUAAACCAACAAGAGCAAUAGAAUCAAAAACUUGCACGCUGUUUUGCGGCAUUUUGAGUAGCCUAAUAAAGGUAUUGUAGCUAGUAUAGAUUUUGACAUUAUUGCAAAUGUGUGUCUGUCAAUUGGCAAAGAAGGCUCACGCACCAGGAGAACGUUAAGCAAAAUAACUGCUUUGGCAAUGUCUUAUAGAAAGGCAGCGUAUAAAUUAAAUAAAUUUGCUAGCUUGCUCCAAGCCUAAAAUAAACAUGCAAGUCUGUCUUGUUAAAGCAUUCAUGAAGAUUUAGCUCUGCAACAUGGUUUUCAGAGUACACCAUGUGAAGAAGAAAAAUAGCUAGCUUGAGUAUAUUCAGUGAUACGUUGUUAUAAAUUCAGGUAGGUAGCCGUGUUAGUCUGACGCAGUAGAAAUAUAUUUUAAAAAAUUAAAAAAUUGUCCAGUAGCACCUUAGAGACCAACUAAGUUUGUUCUUGGUAUGAGCUUUCGUGUGCAUGCAAAGCUCAUACCAAGAACAAACUUGGUCUCUAAAAUUAAAAAAAAAUAAUUAAAAAAAUUAAUAUAGAUUUCUGUUGUUAUAAAUGUCUUUAUUUUCCCUUCACCAUUGAGUGCUACAAUCACCAAGAUUAGAGGUGGUUUCCAGGUGUUUUCUUGUUAAUAUAUUUAUUGAUACUUACUCAAAGAUAUACAAAAAUUCAUACCUGUUAUAAAAUAGAUAUAAACAUAUAUAAAAGAUAUAUAAAAGUUCAUAUGUCUUUAUAAUACAUUGAAAUCAAACAGAUACUUAAUCUAAAAAACAACAGAGGCAGGAAAAAAGAAAAGAAAAAUGAAGAGAAAGCAAAAGAGAAAAGGAUAAAGAAAGAUAAAAAGACUUCCAAUUCUCUGUCCUGCAGCUAAAUAUAGUAUUCACUCAUUAACAUCCAGCCAUUCUACUGAUGAAUAUUUUUUUCAAUCUUCAAAUCCAAAUAUUACAUGUUCACUUUCUCUUUCAUGCAAAAAGCCCAUAGGAAGUUUCCAAUCCUUAAUAAAUUUCAGUAAUGAUUUUUCUCUAAUUAAACGCAUUAACUUUGCCAUCUUAGCCAAGUCCAAUAGUUUUAUCAGCCAUUCCUCUAUAGUGGGUCGGGUUGUAUCUUUCCAUCUCUGUGCAUAUAACAAUCUUGCCAUUAGCUUAUUUCAUUAUAGAAAUCAGGCACUGGUCUGGCUUCUAAUUCAGACUCUGACAAUCACUUCCUCUUUGCUUUUUUUUCUGGUGGGGGGGUAACACUUCUUUUAGCAAUGAUUUCCAAUUGAUCCAUCAGUGAGGACUCCUGAUGCUCUGCUAAAGCCCCCUUUCUCCCUAAAUAGUAACAUUCAGAUAUGUAAAGGGGGAAGAACAGAAUGAGGGCAGUUAUAUCAGUCGUCCUUGAAUUACUGUCGUAAAGCUCCCAUUUUGGAGUGCCUUCAGUGACUAGGGCCUAAUGAGGAUGUUCAGAUCUGAUCUGAGUCCCUUACCAGAAAACUGGGGGGGGGAAACCCACAUAUAUUUGAUCUUGGCAGCGAUGAUCAUAGAAAUGGCGAUUGGAGAGAGGAGGCCUUCUUUCAGCAGGAAAUCAUCUGAAAGAUGCCCCUUUUCCUUUAGCGUCUCAAGGCAGGCACAGUUGCAGAGACAUACAACUGAACCGUUUGCAAAGUUGGUGGUUGGUUUUUUUUGUUUGUGCCUGUCUCCUUUCAUUCCUACAGCUGCAGGCAGGCUGUCAGCGCUUGCUGGUUCUUGCUGACCCAAAGGUUGCUGUGGUGGUUCGAGAAAGAUAUGAGUUUUGUUACUGGACCCUUUUACGUUUCCCUUUCCAUUCCAGUCUCCUCCCCCACCGUCGGAAAGCCCUACAAAUGUAAUUAUUGCGGCCGCAGCUACAAGCAGCAAAGCACGUUGGAAGAGCACAAGGAACGCUGCCACAACUACCUGCAGAGUCUUAACACUGAACCACAGUCGCUGGCUGGCCAGCAAGGUAAGUCUGGACCUGCCAGGCUGGGACAGGCGAGCUUGAGGGGCAGUGUUGUCGGUCACUUAGGAUGGCUUUACGCACAGCAAUUUCUGCAAGUAUCCAAACCGGCUAGCAGGGUCUGUGUGGGUGGAACAGUCCAAAUCGUCUUCAAUGCAAAAUGCCUUCCCUAGCUGGUACUUCCUCUUUGAGGUGGUUCCCCUCCACUGCAUGGAAUUUCCAUCUAAAGGCAGAUUUAGUUACUUUUGCCAUCAUCAUUAUUAUUUGCUUCAUUUAUGGAUCACUUAGCACAAGGCAUCCUGCCAUCUGUUUCAGCAGCAGGCACUAGUUAGGUAAUGAGGACUAGAAUCCCAUAUCUAAUCCAGGUGAAAAUUUGGGUUUAGUGUCUAGAACAUGUAAGGCCUGGUAGUCAGAGAAACUGUGGCCUUGAAGGACAGAGUCUAAAUGGGUUCAGUGAUCAGGCUGGUCACUGAGAUCCAGCUCCGAGGACCUUCUGGCAGUUCCCUCAUUGUGAGAAGUGAAGGUAGAGGGAAUUAGGCAGGGGGACUUCUCGGUAGUAGCAACCUCUGUGGAACGCCCUCCCAUCAGAUGUCAAGGAGAUGAGAAACUAUAUAACCUUUAGAAGACAUCUGAAGGCAGCUUUUAAACGUGUAAUGUUUUAUUAUGUUUUUAUAUAUGUUGGAAGCUGCCCAGAGUGGCUGGGGCAGCCUAGUCAGAUAGGUGGGGUAAAAAUAAUAAAGUUGUUGUUAUCAUGGAUCUGGGGAACAGGAUCUAAAUUGGACGGACUAAAUUUAGCAUUGGGAGUCUGUUCCAUCCUUGCCGAUUUUGCUGUGUGACUUUUCCUCCCUCGGCAAAUCCCUGAACCGUCAGCAUCUACUGUUUUCACAAUACAGGCCUUCCAAAGGUUGAGGCAGAAACGCUCUAGGGAGCCAAACGUCACACCUGCUUUUGUUUCCUUGCCAGGUGACGAGAUGCGAGACUUGGAGAUGGUGCCGGACUCCAUGCUUCACUCCUCAGCCGACCGGCCAACCUUCAUUGACCGACUGGCAAACAGCAUCACCAAACGAAAACGCUCCACACCUCAGAAAUUUGUGGGUAAGGAGCUUCCCCUGGAUUCCUGGAAGUGGACUAAAGGUAGUGGCAGGACAAUGGAGCUGUUGACCACCGACAGUUGUGUUAUUUAUUGUCUUGGGUGUUUCCCUGUGGGCCAUCAGAUCUUGCAUUCGCAGCCCCACCAGCUUUUAUCAUCCCUCUCCAUGCUGCAUUGCAAAAACAAAAAAGUGGUUAGGCAGGGCAUCUCUCAGCAAGCAGCAAGAUGGCAGCUACCACUAGACUGGGACUUGACAGCCAUUUAUGCUCUCUGGAAUAGCUGCCGUUAGUGGGAUUUGGCUUCAAGUGUGGUCUAAAGUGUGGCUUCAAGUCUGAACCAAACUACAAGGUGGUAGACACACUAGAUUAAUUUGGCUGUUGUGGGAGUUGUUUUCUUCUGUUUUCAUGGUAUCAUUUAAUUGUAUUCAUGUUAUUGAAUGUGUUGUAAGUUAGAGACCUUCAGGUAACACGUGACUGACAAGUCUAAUAGUUGUAGUAGUAGUAAUAAACAACUAAUAGGUGCAAAAUGGAGUCACAAAUUCAAGAAGCAAGUUCAAAUUGAGCCUUCCCCCUGCUUCUUACAUAAAGUAUUUCUUGCCUCCAGUCAAGUGCAGACUCAGAUCUAUGUGCUGCGGAGAAGAGGAAAGCCUCAUGCACGCGCUUCCUUGCCCAGCUGUUGCACAACAGCCCUGCAGUCCUGCCAGCUGAGUCUUUUAAUCUGGUAGUUGCUUCCAGGACCCUCUUGCAGACCAGAUGGGAGGGAAGCAGGAAAGCACCAAAGCCCAUUCCUUUUUAAACAGGCUCUGAGCCAGCGCAUCCUACACUCUUCCAUUCAGCCAGCACACAACUUGCUGAGGAAAGCAAGCCUUGCUUUCGGCUGCUUUAUCCAACCUUGGAGAUCAAAGAAAGGUUGUUCAUUUCCCUGGCAGACCCCCCUUAACUUCCUUAUGACCGGGAACCCUGAGACCAACACACCUUGUAUUUUCCAGACCACUCCCUUGUAACUUACGUAGAAAGUAAAGGCAGCCCACGUUGCCUGAGUCUCUCCCAGAGCUUGGAGGGACAUGCUAGUCUCUUACAACUCUGAUCCUAAACUUCCGGCAAUGUAAAUUCCAGUUGUCUAGACACGUGGGAGUUCUAGAAUCCUGUGGUUGGUAAUUGCACACACGGUUAAAUUGUGAAACCUUAUUAGAAAGAAAAGGUGGGGAAAUUGACAGAAGGUAAGAUCAGAAUACAAAAUAAGCCAGAGAGCACUGUGGUGUGAAACUGGACUAAUCCCAGCCCCAGCCCCUACGAUAUAAUAUUUCUAGUCUGUUUAUGAGUAGACAGCAAGGAUGGUUAGCUUUCUGGUGGUAUAGAAGACCCAGUCUGGACCCCCCCUCCCAACUGCAGGAGCUGCUCAGCUUUUUAAAGGUUCUCUCCCCUGUGGUUCUUUUGAAGGAGGGAUCUCUGGCUCUUUCUGACCAAUGAGAGCCAGUUGCUCAGGUUGGUCAUGUCUCUCAGGUUCUCCUUUUGCAUUUGAAAGGGACAAGAGGGGGCUACGUACAAGAAUUGGCAGGGGUAAGAGAUUAACGCCCUGCAUGUGCGGCAAUAGCUGCAUCCAGAGAUUUCUUUGCAAGGUUUUUUGUCCAUGUGCUGUGCUCUUAUUUGACUUCCAUCCCUAACAGGCUCAUCGUAUUGACUGUAGAGGGAACUUGUCUUUUGAUACCUCUCAUCCUUUGCCUUAGGAGAGAAGCAGAUGCGGUUUGGCCUCUCCGACAUGGCAUUUGACGUCAGCUCCGGCUUCGAGAAGGACGUGGAGAUGGUGGCAGCCCACCAUCCCAUGGACACGAGCUUUGGCGGAUCCCUGUCCUUCAUGGGAGCAGAACACUUGCGCCCUCUCAGAAUCCCGCCGACCAACUGCAUCUCCGAGAUCACCCCCGUCAUCAGUUCCGUCUACACGCAGAUUCAGCCCCUCCCGGGCAGGCUGGAAAUAGCAGGAAGCCGGGAAGCUGCGGAAGGCCACGAGGACCUUCCCGACGGGACGCAGAUUGUGUACCGGGCAUCUCGGGAGCCCAGCAUGGUGUCACCUAGCAACGGCUGCCAGGAUUCCACAGACACUGAGAGCAUCCACGAGGAGAGGGGCUCACAGCAGCCGCUGCUGUCCGUCAUUGGGAACUGCACCAGCAGCCGGCAGAGUCCGGCCUACGCCAAAGAGGACCCGAAAGUACAAGAGGGCAUCAUUCCCACCACCACUCGGUCAACUCCCAGCUCAGCCAAAGAAGCCCUGCGUGUGGUGAAUGAUGAAGGGGAACAGAUAAAAGCCUUCAAAUGCGAGCACUGCCGAAUCUUGUUCCUGGACCACGUCAUGUUCACUAUCCACAUGGGCUGCCACGGCUUCAGAGACCCUUUCGAAUGCAACAUCUGCGGCUAUCACAGCCAAGACCGGUACGAGUUCUCCUCUCACAUAGUGAGAGGGGAGCAUAAAGUCGGCUAGUCCUAAACUCUCUCCCCUCUCUCCCCACCUUCCCAAAUCUCCCUCCCCAUCUCUCGUGCCCCAUCCUCGUCGGGUAUGGAGCCGUUCAUUUCUUUUGUACUCCGUUGCACUGACUUUGGCUAAAAAAGAGAAAUGUUCUAAAAAAAUAAAAUAAAAACCCUAACUUAAAAAAAAAAAUCCAACAAACUUGAGAUGGGGAGGAGCUCAUAACAUUUGCCUUUUCUACGCUGUGUUAUUUAAAUACUGUUUAUUGAUUUUAAAGUUCUCUUGUGCUUUUGAUUCUCUUCCACUCAUAGUUAUUUAUUAAUUUCAUUUCGCUAUUUUGUUGUCAUGUAAGCCUUUUCUUUAUGUCAUUUUGCCAGGGGCUUCCUCCAUUUUGAGGGACACGACACACACCUCUGGUACACAUCAGCAAGAUAUUCGUGUCUUUCAUGUCUGUCCCUCCUUCCUCCUCCAUUCAAAGUUUCUUUGGGCUUCUUUUGGUGAAUUUCAGUUCAGGUAUCUCUUGUCAAGCCACCAUGUUAGACAUUAAGAACCUCAGAUCAGGUGCUAAUAUACUCUUGUAGAACUUCGCCCUUUCAAAGGGACUAGGAAAGCCACGAUUUGAGUUACACUUAGAUGGUGAUGUCAGGAAGAACCGCGUGUUCCCUCUUUUUUGGGUGUCUGUGAAACACAGCAUAGAAAGGUAUCCGACUAGGAAACUCUGUGGUCCCGUGAACUCUAUACCUCUAUGCUUUUGCUUUAUGACAGCUUUGUGUCGAAACGUGCUGUCUCUUCUUUCGGGGCACAGAAAAGGAGGCGAAUUCUGCAUCUGGUGAAAAUGAAGGAGCUGCGGCACCAACUAGUCUGAAGGAAGGUGGCAAGCGUUUGUGUACAAAGUUUGCCAGGGUGCUGCUUUUGCAAGCUCAAUUGAAGAUCAGCAUUAGGAAAGCAAAUCCUUUUUUUCCCCCGGGAUGCAAGGAAGGAACCUUAGCAUUGCCUGGUUAAAGGGCAUGUUCUGCAUCCCAGCUGUUAGGAAUCUGGGAUGCCCUCCUUCAAAAGGGUUUGCUUGAUGUCUGUGUUGUUCACCGUGACCUUCUCUCCAGGAGGGUUGCUUGAGCUAACGUCCUCUGAGCUUCCUUCGGCUCUUAAAGAGUCAAUUUUUUUUAGUGGAAGUUUUAGAAGGUGUGAGCCUCAACCCUUAGGUGAGUGUAUGUCACCAACUUCUCUCUCCAAAAGCAUGCAACUUCCGUAGGGUGAAUAAAUAAACAUGACCCUGUUGGAUGUGAUUCCUAGGAGACAUAAUCAAGGGACUUUCAGUGGAAGGAAGGAAACAAGAUAGCAAAAGCCUCUGUGGCUUUUAGUAACCUCCCUUGCAACUACUAGAGUCGGGUGCUGAAGCCUUGUCACUUCUUGCUGUUGUUCUGGUGCCUGACUUCUGUCUCUCUCCAGUCAGUUGCCCAGGAAUUAGUUAUCACAAAGUAGCUUGGGGCUUGACUCCUUUCCCAGCAGGAAGGGCAGCCUUGUUUUUACACAGAUCAGUCAAAAACCUUAGUGAUCCGUGUUCGGAAAGCAUAUGGGGUUUUUUUGGACUCUAUUAGCAAACUCUUGACAGCAGCAGCCGUGAAGGUGGAAUUUCCUUGUCUUGUACAGCUAUGUAAAAGCAUACAGUGGCAUGGACAAAAUUGUGUCAAGUAACUUCUGGUAACCUGUCUGCCCAAUAUCUACACAGUAGCCAGAGUCUCCCAUUUUCUCACAGGUACGUGAUCAGUGGUGCCAAAGAGGGCCAUUGGUGUUCUGCAACGCAGAUCCCGCCAAAAAAACCUUGCUUUGUGUACUUUAGUGUCUUAAAGCCUUGAUCACCACGAAGGGCUGAAACCUCUAUUCUGUAGUUUGGUUGAAGAUGCGUUUCUGUUAGUGGACUGUAGGCAGGAUUUGUUACUCAGAGUCAGGCUUAUGCAGUCAUUCCUACCAGCCCAGGCAGAAAUUCUGUUUAUCCUUGCUUUUAAGAGUGUAAUCGCCAAAUGUAAAGGCUUGGGCGUUGAGGCAGCAUAACUGGGGAAGUUUGCCUUUCUGCAAGGUGUUGUACUUCGUCUCAGCACCUUGACCUGCUAGAAGCACCUUGCCUGAGAGAAAGAGAUGGGAGGUAAGGGUAAAAUUGUAUCUCUAGUCUUAGGACACAGCAAGGGGAGAAGGCUUGUGGUUUUAGAUAAAUGCCCAUGAUGCAUAAAAAAUAACUUGCUCAACAGCAGCUCAGCAAACUGCUUCCUUGUGGGAUAAACCAAAGGCUGUUCUUUUUCUACUUAUAGAAACACCUCAAGUUGCAACGUUUUGUUCGGUUUUGCCCUUUUGUUAUUAGACUUCUUUUUUGAGAUGUGAAAUGCUAAAUUUUCCGAGCUGUCGCCACCCCUUGCAAGGCCAGACAGAUUUGCUUAACUGGAAAGGCCUUGACAAAUGAGAUAUUCCGGGGGAUUCCUCUAGAAGAUGGGAAGGUGAGAACCUUCCUUCAAAUAGUUGCACUCCACUGUUCUGCCACACUUUCUAAAGCUCUUAACUUUUCUGGUACAAAGUCACUUUCCCCUUCUGCCUUGUCACUUGGGUUCAGCAUACGAAUUGUAUCUUACAGGUUCAGAAGGCAUUUUGAGCUGGUUCCAGCAGAUGUGUAUUUUGUGGCUUCAAGCAGAGGGAAUAGAAUAUUAAAAAUCUUGUCAUUAAGAUUACUAUUGUGCAAUACGAAUGGAACCUGCUGGGAGACUUUGCCAAAUUGCUAAAGGGACUUGAGAGUCCACUUCCUGUCUUUUCAAUGAGGAUUGUACUUUCCCCUCCCUCCCUGUUAUUCCUUAGGCCCCUUGGAUAAAGGAUUUUGAUUUUUUUAAAGCACUCAUAUCUCCUAUUGGUGUACAGUAUUCAGCACUUUUUGUGAUUGUUAAACCGAAGAAUCAGUUCAGAAGGCAUAGUUCCCCCCUCAAUAAUUCCCAAGACUUGGAUGCUCAUUAAAUUAUAUUAUUUGAAUGAAACUGCCCAGUGGUGAUUCUGGGGAUGACCCUUCUGUACUGGGAAUUGUUACGGGGUUUCUCAUGUGACUGGAAGACAUCUUAUGAUCCAGCCAUUAUACAUUGUAUUUUUGAAUGUUUUGACUUCAUACUGCUUUAAAAGUUAGGAUUUGUCCACUACAAAUCUUGCAAACAUGAAGGUUUGAGUCAGAUUAACACAAGCAGUUUGAUAAGAUAAUUGUGUUGAAUGAAUGAACUCAAGGUGUUCCAUUUGUGCCCCUGGAAAUCUGUGAGAGCAUAUCUUAAAGCUGCUUCUUAGCUAUUUUUUAAAACACACAUUUGGGUUCUCAGGAAAGGCUUAUUUAAAGACUUGUGAAAGCAGGAUGUUGGAAAUCUAAUGCACAUUUAUUACAUUUAAUAAAAAACCUCAAAGCUGAUUUCCAACUUUUAAAGACAUUUACCUGUCAUUGAAUGACUGUUUUGGCCCUUUAUGUGUAUAUGAGCAAGUAAAAAAAAAGCUUCUUCCAGAAUGCGUUUUCAACAUUUUUUCCCAUGAACCGCCUAACACGCCAGUAUUUUAGAUGAUUCUUGCAUCUUGCUUAUAGGAUUCAUCCUGUGAAAGCUAACUAGCUUUUCACAUAAAUGCGUUCAGAGAAAGAUCUAAAACAUUUGUCGCGUGAACCACAAAUGUUAUAGAAUUAAAUCUCUGAGUUGAGAUGUUUGCACAUCUUCUGGUCCAGGCAGACCUGUGUGUAUAGCAGUAAUGAGAGAAGCAAACUCCUAAACUCAAUGUGUGCAUGUUUUUGUUCCUCCCUCUCCACCCCAGUAUGAAUCUAGGCCUAGAAUGGUGUUUGCAGGAAUCAUUUCCAUUUAUAGGAAGAUUCUCUCUUGUAGGAUCUGACAAAGAGCACUUUCCUCUAGGUACAUGAGGCUGUCUGGACCUCUGGUUGUGGCACAGAGGUGUGUUUUGCAACACUAUAUUUAAUUGGCAAGCACUAUUUGGUCCAUCGAUCGAGGUGAAACAAAAGUUGGUAUUUACGAAGUCCUCCAACUAUUGAAAGAGAUCACUUAUUCCCCAGACAUAGGCAAAAUCUUAUGUGUGGUGUUUGUUUGUUUGAUUAUGUGACCAGUCUUUUAAGCAGAAGUGGAAAUAAAGCAGAGAGCAAAAUUUGUAUCUGCUUUUCCCCCACUUAGUAGAUCAGCUGCAUAGUUCAUGCUAGGCACUUAAAUAAAUCUCAAUCUGUAAAAUAGAGCUUGGGGGAGACACACCCCAAAGCAGCUGUUACACAACCGGGGGCCUUUCCACAUGUUUUUGGGGGCUACAACUCCCCAUCAGCCACAGCCAUCUUGGUUUGGGCUGAAGGCGAGUUACAGUACAAAGCAUCUGAAACACCACCUUAGGGAAAGUUGCUAAGAAUAUGGAGUUUGUUUCCCUAAAAUAAUCUAUUCUUCCAGUUCUAGAAGUGAUCCUCAAUGCUCUCAUCUUUUCCAUGUGAGAUUAGAGUUCUUUCCAGCUCCCCUAGACCAAAUUCUGGGAAGAUGCAUCUUUCUUUUUUUUUCCAAUGCAGAGACUAAUAUUGCUGUGAAAACUGUAAAACAUAAUCCGACUAGCUAUGCUUGUCAUCUUGAUACAUUUGUCAAGAAGUGGGGGCAUGUAUUGACUUCUUGACAUAUAACAUUGGGAAGGAAAUACGUUAGUGCAGUCUUUCUCGUUAGAUAUUUUUACAGGUUGUUGUUUUUUCCAGAUACAAGUGUGAUUCUUUGACAAGAACAACAACAAAAAAUUAAUAGGAAAAUCGGCUUUCAUAGUUGGGUACCGACUUCUUGAAAGCCAAAGAUGGCCCUUGGGUGCUUGGCAUCAAUUAAUGCCACACUGGUAAAUUGAAGCACCUAAAGGGUCAUUUGUUACUGUUGAUUUCUAUUUGUAAAAAGUAAAGAUAUCCCUUUGUGCCUCCAUACAAAGCCCACGUUCAGACUUUUUCUUCCUGUUUUUAGUGGGAAUAGAACCGCUCUCUGCAGGAACUCUUUGGUUUUCUUUUGGUUGUUUUUUUUAAAAAAAUCAGAAAUAUUGGGUAGUUCUUGAGCUAAAUGAAGACCUCCAGCUCAUCACUGUUGAACUAUAUUUACUGCACUGUGGAAUGGUACGAAUCUCUCUUAAACCUGCUUCUGUGAUGAAUCAGGGAGCAAGAAUCCUGUUUCAGACUUCACAACUUACCUCCUGCUUCUCCCCUUUUGUGAAAAUGGAAACAGGUUUUGUUUUUAGAGAAACAAAGCUCUAAAAUUUCUAAGAAAACCAGUGUUCUGUUUUAUUUUUGCUUUCACCUGUAUGAAGAGCCUAAAAAACAAAUCUUGGAAAUUUUGUAAAACUCCAGGUCUCUAACUUGUGUAAAUAUUAUAUAUUUUUUAACCAGAUGUAUGAAGAACAAAAAGAUGUGCAAUAUCCCCAACCCGCUACAAUAUUCUUCUCUUCUUUCUAACAAGCUUUCAUUUGUAUAUUGUUAUUGGAUUUGCUGGUGUCGCACUCUUUUCCCUUUUUUUUUUUUUUUGGUGGGGUUAAACUCACUUUUAAAUAAAAGAAAAACCUCUUACUGCAAAAGCUUUUUUGUAUCUGUAAUAUAUUGUAAGUACAUAUUUGUGUAAUGGAGAUUAUACUACUGUUAAGUUUUGUACUGUACUGGCUGAAGGUCUGUUAUAAAUAAACAUGAGUAAUUUAACAGCCUGGUCUCUCGUUUUCCUAACUGGAUUAUUGCCAGUUUUGUGCUGGUUCCCCAUUCUUAGAUCAGCACCCCGUUACAAAGCCAUGCUGAUUGAUUCAUUCACACAUGCACAAACCCCCCCCCCUUUCAUUUCAUCAGAAACAAGCGGAUGUGCUCGUGAAGAUACAUGUAUGCAUUUCUGCUACCUGCAAAGACGGCCUAGGACCCUCGUACCUACGGGAUCGCCUCUCCCGGUAUGCCCCACGGAGGACCUUAAGGUCCAUAAAUAGCAACACCCUAGAGGUCCUGGGCCCUAAGGAAGCUAGAUUAGCCUCAACCAGAGCCAGGGCUUUUUCAACACUGGCUCCAGCCUGAUGGAACGCUCUGUCUCAUGAGACCAGGGCCCUGCAGGAUCUGAUUUCUUUCCGCAGGGCCUGUAAGACAGAGUUGUUCCACCUGGCCUUUGGCUUGGGAGUCAAUUUGAUCCCCUCUUUCUUUUUUCCUUUCUCCUCCUGUGAUGAGGCUGCGUUUUAAUGUUGUAUUUUAAUCUUGUUUUUAAGUUGUAUUCAUUCAACUUGUUUUUAUUAUUGGUUCUUAGCUGCCCUGAGCCCGGCCUUGGCUGGGGAGGGCGGGGUAUAAAUAAAAUUUAUUAUUAUUAUUAUUAUUAUUAUUAUUAUUAUUAGCACUGCAGUUUCCUUUAUGGAGGAACUCUGCUUCAAAGAGAGACAUUUUCAUAAGUUUUAGGACAGGGGUUGGCAAGGUUUACCUCGCCUGGGCCAGUUCACUCCAGUGGAGAUCCCUCCAUGGGCUGGAUCGCACGCAUGCCCGUGAUUUUCGGUGUCUGCGCAGACACCAUUUCCAGCACCACAGAAGCAAGUCCCCACACCACGCUGCAUGGGGACUCGCCGAGCGGGCGGCUUGGUUUGGGGGCGGCUCAUGGGCCUGUUAAACGACCCCCGUUGGCCACUUGUGGCCCAUGGGCCUUAGGUUGCCAACCCCUGUUUUAGGACCUAAAGCAUAUAUGCCGGUCCAAGUUGCCAGUCUAUGGUUGGACAGAAACAAGGAUAGUGUAUAAGCAAAUACCUAUAUUUAUAGGCUCUUCCAUAGGAUCCUUCUGCUUGUCCCAUUAAAUAGAGCGAGAGCCAGCACUGAAAACUGAGCUGCUAAUCUUCAUGUUUGUUAACUUUUUUUAUGCUGUCGCUGUUAUUAUAUCUGUCACCUGAUUUCAGAAAGGUGAAUUCAAAGUGACCUUGAGAUGCAAUGUCAUGCUCUCCGCAAACACGACUGUGGCUGCAUCUACACAGCUAUAAAUACAAAUUCUCGGGGGAGGGGGGGGACGUUUUAAAGCUCACGAUGGUAAAUUUCAUAGAGUUCCAAUUUCAGCUCUACAGCGUCAACUUGUAUUAUAAUGCAUUUAUAAUUUGUUUUUACUAAUGUAGCUGAGUCCUGUAAGUAUUUGCACAGGACUGAGUACAGAAAUAUUAUUAUUAUUAUUAUUAUUAUUAUUAUUAUUAUUAAAUUUUAUUUAUACCCCACCCAUCUGGCUGGGUUUCCAACUCAGGUGUCUGAUACAGUAGCAGUUCAGGCAGCGGCUGAAAACCCAAGUGCUGGGUGUGACUGACAGCCAAACUGGUACUACUCUAACCGUGGUCAGAAAAAUGCAUGAGGCAUUAAGGGUCACAGGGGUGUGGGAUACUGAAAUAGAGCCCAUCUUAGAAUUCACACAUCUUAGACCACUUCAAAGGAAGUAGGGUGCAAGUCCAUUUCUACCCCCAACUUAGGAGUCUUGACAGAGGGAGCCUUCUUCCCAACUCCCUAUGGUAGUUGUAUAUUGUAGCUUCCCAAUGACUUUCUAGCCUAGGUGGCAUUUUCCUUAAGUGAAGAAAGAAAAGCUGUGUUGCUGUUUUUCUGGAAGGGAAAACAGACUUGAAAAAGAACUAAUGCUCAAAACAUCCAAAUACCCUCCAACGGAGAAGUUAUGUGCAAUUCGGAGCUUAUCCUAAUAUACCAAAUUCUUUAAAUUAAGUAUCCUUUUAAAACUGGGCAAAAAGCCUUUCAAGCUAUCCCUUCUGUGAAUCCUCCAUCCUAUAGUUGGGGGACGCUUCCAUGGCUGCCCACCCUCUUGUGAGCCUGUUUUUGAACGCCCAAGACAAGGCAAACAAUCAAGUUCUCAGAAUUAAGCAAACUUACGUUUUAAUAGAUGCGGCAAAAGAAGAAUCUCUCUCUCUCUCUGCUUCCCACCUUUUAUAUUUUAUUCCUUCUCCCCAUUCACGUUCAAUUAGGUCAAGGCCACAGGUUCCCUAUGUGAUGCACUAGUGUUGAGGAAGAAAAUCUCUGGAAGUAAUCAAUUACAUCCCUAACACUGACUAUGAAGACCGGUACUACCUAAUUAACGAAGAAAGAAGCUGUAAAAACAUACUUGGCUGGAGUGGUGUUUUUUGUUUUUUUAAAAAAUCCAAACACUUCAAACUACCAUAUUUAUAUGUCGCUGCCUUGAAACCACAUCAGCAAGAUAAUCUCUUUCUUUACCUCAGGACACUGAAAAAGGAACAGAGGUUCCCAAGAUGCCUAAUAUGA
Podarcis lilfordi (Lilford's wall lizard) is the source of this 75093-nucleotide messenger RNA. The record is from the annotation of a GenBank genome assembly. Lineage: Eukaryota; Metazoa; Chordata; Lepidosauria; Squamata; Lacertidae.